CUCUCGGAGAGGGGAAGGCGGGCUCUCUGUUCGCGGGAGCCCCGGGGCUGCUUUCCUCCUCCUCCUGGAGAUUAUUCCAUAUUAGCUGCAGGAAAGGAGGAAUGCAGCAGCAGCAGCAGCGACGGACUUCUGGGGAGAUGAAUGCGGAGAAGGAGGGUGUGUUGCUGGAGCUGGAGGAAGAUGACGAGGAAGAAGAGGGGGAGGAAGAAGAAGAUGGGGAGAUAGGUGAGUAAGGAGGAGUGUGUGUGUGUGUGUGUGUGUGUGUGUGUGUGUCGACACGUGUACAUUCCGUGCAUUUAAAGCGUCCCCCUCCAGGAAAAAGAAUGUUGGGAACUGUAGUUUUACCCCACGCCGAGCUACAAUUCCCAGCAAGCUACAGAUCCCAGGGGAGAGGCGUGCUUGAAAUAUGCUUGAAAUGAGACGGUGGAGGAAGCGCGUCUCAGUUACAGCACUUUCGAGCUAAGGCGACCGAGCUUGCUUUGCAACAGGGAGAGUUGAAUCGCGUCUUAAAAAUCUCUCCCCAAAGUGAGAGAGAGGAAAGGGUGGGUUCCCGUUUCAUUGGCUGCCCUUUGAUUCACCCUUUUUCGUUUUUAAAACGGCGUGUCAACAGCUUGGACAGUGGCGCAGGCAUCACAAAGUUAACGCGGAAAGUUUGGCUUCGCUAUUCUUUCCAGCUCCUUUGCAGGCCGUUCCGCGGAGUUAUUUGGCUUGCGCCAGUCAGCUGGGUCUGAUAGUGUCCUGUGCCUGGGGGGGAAAGUCUUCUUUCUAAUGCUGAAUUGAAAGACCUCGCCGUUAUUCUCUCCCCAAUGCUAGUCUCGCUCCCCUCCGUGCUUCCAAAAUGCUGAUCUGAGAUUUGAACGGAACAUCCGCAAAGAAAACUGACGGCGAUGGGCGUUUUGAUGGGCUUGGGAAAGAAUGCAGUGUUGUUCCGGAAUCUUUGGUUGUUGCUUUUUUAUUUUUGUCUGGGAGUUGAAAGUUCAGUGAUCAUUUGUCACUUUUCCAGAUAAAUGUGAAUCAGAAAAGACGGAAGAAUAAGCUGGGAGGAUAAAUGAGACCUAAAGGCAUGGUUGUGUGUGUUUGUUUUUUGCAACAGAUGAUCUGGAAAUACUCAAUAGCGCCACCUUUCUCCCCGUGCGAAAGGCAAUUCUUUAAAAUACUGCUAGGAUAUAUAAGUUGAGGGUAACAAUCCAGCAAAAGUCUCGACCAAGGCUGUAGUUCUCCUAACCCCACCUCCCUGGGAGUAAGCCCUACUGAAUCCAACGGGACUUACUUCUGAGUAGAUGGGCUGCAGACCUGACUAUGGCUCCAUUUAAAGCACAUCUCCCACCCCCUAGAAUCAAGGAAACUGUAGUUUACCCCUCACGGAGCUAUAAUUCCCAGCACCCUUAGCUACAAUUUCCAGGAUUUUUGGAGGAAAACGUUCUCUAAAUGUAUGGUGUACAUACAGGCUGCAAGUCCCAUUGAAAUAAAAAAGAUUUAGGUUAGUCACAAACCCUCUGCUGCUGUUUUAAAUAACUAUAUCAGCAAAUAAAACUAUAAAAUGUGUACUUUAUUAAAUCUAAGCUGUCCUGUUCUGGAAAAGGACAUGGAAGUAAGUUUAGCAAAGAAGUAACAUACAGGAACUGACAGUAGGAGAAAGAUGCAGUUUGCUGUAGUGAUGGAGCCAGCAUUCCACUGUAGGUCCAGUGGGGAACACAAUCUCUUGGGUUGCUGCAUUAAAAGCCACCCCCUGUGUCUCACUUGGACCUCACUGCUGGCAUCAGCAUGAGAGAAGUAGCGGUUCUGCUUUCCCAGUUUUGCCAUGCCUUAAUUUGACUGCCAAAGCAUGAGAGAAGAGGCAUGAUGAGUAGUAAAAAAAUGUAUUCUCUGUCUGUAAGGGGGAAAGUAGUUAACUGUCUCUCACAGAUAAAACAUAAGAGGGCUGUUUGCUUGAUUUUUUAAAUCAACUGUCUUUUCAUACAACCUGGGAGUUGGAUUGCAGCCUAAGUCAUGCUUAAGAGUGAACCCAUUGAAACCAAAGCGACUAAUUUAGGCUCCACUGAUUUCAAAGGGUCUGGUUUAAGGAUUACCAAGUGUGAAGUCCAUUUCAAUGGGCUUGUUCUAAGCACGACUUAGGCUGCAGUCCAAACCCUUAUAUGCCAAGCUAAUGCCAUUUGGCACUGGGUCUGAUCUGGGCCCGGUCACUGUGCCAGCCUGGCACUGCCUACCCUCCCCACAACCUGCAUUCCCUUCCCACUUUCCUUUGCUGUCAACCAUGAGUGGCAAGACUGCUGGAGCUAGGAUUGCUCUGCCUGUGUGGAUUCAACCCUUGCUGCUGCAGGUGACAUAUGAUUAAUGAAGAGCAAAUGAACAGAACAAUGACAAAACAGUCUAUUAAAGCUGCGUAAAGUCUAUGACUCACCAAAGAGACAAAACAGUACCAAUUGAAGGUUGCAUUGAUCAACCAUAACCAAUUAUACUCCAUGUUAAAAUUCCAUUUGCUGCCAUCAAAGGUGAUACAAAGAGGGACUCAUCCAGGUGCCACAAAAGAGAAACUAGCAGAGUACCACUCCGAAACAACCUCUGAGGCACAUUCACCAUACCCUCAUAAAUAGGCAGAGGCCGCAUUCAGAUGUACGGCUAAAUCCUUGUUUAACAUUACAUAAAUGAGCCUAGCCUCUUCCUGUGCUUGUAAGCUAUUCCUUCUCCUCCUUGUGGCUUCCCACAUGCCUAAGAAGAGGAAUUUGGAAGCUUUUGCUUUCCCUUAACUGUGGUUUAUAACUUUCCAGCCUUAGUUACAAAUGUUUCUUUCCCAUAAAAUUGUCACAAAAAUUGCUUUUUGUAAUUUAGUACACAAAAAAAUGUUACUCCAAUCUUCUCCUUCUACUUUGUAAAACGAACCUGGCAUUUAACUCUUCUAAAUUAUAGUGCAGGUCUGUCUACGUAAUUGACACGAGUCUUCCUUGCAAUCAUGAAACCGUUUACUUCUGCCUAAGUUGUCAACGGAAAUAAAACGAAGCAAAGACAACAAACAACUGAUGUGUGUGAUAUUUGCCGGUGAUGCAUGGAAUCAGAAGAGACUGGGUAUUAGGAGCUGUUCAGAUUUAUCAAAGGGAUAGUGUGUGAAUUAUUUAUCAUCUUUGUUUCAAAUUCUAACAAGGCAAAAGUCAAUAGACAUGUGAUUGUAUCUAUUGCCAUUUGUAUUAUGCUUAGGUCAAGUACCGUUAUUUGUUGAAAUGUAGCAAAAUUAUAUAAGCAACUAUCAUUGGUGUUCAGGAAGUCUUGUAGUUUAUCUGUGUCAAACGUAAGUCUUGGUAAAUGUCAACACAAUUUUUUUUUAAGUGAGAUUGAAUGUGUAAGCAAUCAACCUGGUUUUUAAAAGACUUCAGGUACUUGGAAGUUCACAUGAGCAAGUUCAUUUUCCAUAGCCUCUGAAAUAAAUUUAUUGCCUUUGUAUGUUCAUUACAUUUCUGCUCAUUCUGAUCAUUGACCCUAAUCAAACUGAAGUUGAUUAAUAGGGUGGGAGUUAGGUUUUAGUGUGUGUUCAGUUCAGGCUCUAUACAGCAUGGGUAGGCAAACUAAGGCGCGGGGGCCGAAUCCAGCCCAAUCACCUUCUAAAUCCGGCCCGCGGACGGUUCGGGAAUUAGCAUGUUUUUACAUGAGUAGAAUGUGUCCUUUUAUUUAAAAUGCACCUCUGGGUUAUUUGUGGGGCCUGCCUGGUGUUUUUACAUGAGUAGAAUGUGUGCUUUUAUUUAAAAUGCAUCUCUGGGUUAUUUGUGGGGCGUAGGAAUUUGUUCACUUAAAAAAAAAAAAUAGUCUGGCCCCCCACAAGGUCUGAGGGACAGUGGACCUGCCCUCUGCUGAAAAAGUUUGCUGACCCCUGCUAUAGAGAGAUCAGGGAAAUGUAAAAAUGAAACAGAGCUACAGUAUGUUUCAGGAACUAAGUUGGCAUGGCAUCACUUCCUUCUUUGUGGGUUGAGUCAGUCUUCUGGUUUUAUAAUCGAAUCAAGCUGUCUUCUUAAAAACUGUCUAUAGAGAGAAAGUGAACUCAUGGACAUUUUGUUACUUGUUUAUUUCUAAAAUGUCUAUGCUACCCUUCUGCAUUGCUACAUUGCUUUCUCAACUGCUGUUGUUGUUGAAUCUAUAACAUCAACCUGUGCUGGAGGUUGUACUCCAGGAUGUAAUCCAGAAAGAAAGUGUCCCAUUAAAAUCAGUGUCUUUGAAUGCAUGUUUGCAACCAGGCAAACUGAUACUUUCUUUCCCUCAACUUGUCAUGGGCUGGUUGGACACAAAGGAAUGGUGGGAGGAACCAGCUGUGGAACCACCAAGGCAAGAAAGCUCAGAGCCCAGGGAGUGAUGGUGAGACAGUGAUGAGAGGUCAGAGGGAGAAGACUGGAAAGAGGAUGUGUCAGAAGCAGAAGCAGAAGCAGGGCUUAGUGAACAGGGAGAGUCUGUGGCAGAGAGGUCAAGAACUGGAAGCUGAAGUUGUUGUUGUUGUUGUUGUUUAGUCGUGUCCGACUCUUCGUGACCCCAUGGACCAGAGCACGCCAGACACUCCUGUCUUCCACUGCCUCCUGCAGUUUGGUCAAACUCAUGCUGGUAGCUUCGAGAACACUAUCCAACCAUCUCGUCCUCUGUCGUCCCCUUCUCCUUGUGCCCUCCAUCUUUCCCAGCAUCAGGGUCUUUUCCAGGGAGUCUUCUCUUCUCACGAGGUGGCCAAAGUAUUGGAGUCUCAGCUUCAUGAUCUGUCCUUCCAGUGAGCACUCAGGGCUGAUUUCCUUCAGAAUGGAUAGGUUUGAUCUUCUUGCAGUCCAUGGAAGCUGAACUUAGUGAGGUCAAAUUGAAAUUAGAGGCAGAGAUAAGUCAGGCUGGUGAAAAGUCAUGGUUGUUUCCUCCUGCCGCUGUGACAGGCUCCCUCCCAGAACCAGGAGAGGCAUGAAAAGGUCAAGGAGAGUUUGGCUGUACACAAACACACAGUCUCCAAUUGCUUGGGGAAAGCCCUGGAGAGGAGGAGACAUAGACAGCUGUGGGAAGGUGGGGACCUUUAGUCUUGGCAACUGAUUUCCUGGAAGAAGACCCACCCGGAAUAAGUUGCUGCUCAUUAGGCCUGACACUCAGAAAAGUCUGUGGAGAUUGUGUUUUUGCUCAUCAAGUGUUAACUCCAACUUUGGACGGUGUGAUUACUGACCACCACACCCUGUGACAUAACUGUAGCUGUUGUUGCUCAAGAAAAGUUUUGUGCCUUGUCAUGGAAGGCUUAGUGCACAUACCAGAAAGAAGAAAAACUAGGCAAGUUUUGUCUCCCUCCGAAAAGAACGGCAACAGAAAACUUCUGGCUCCGUGUGUGUGUGUGUGUGUCCAGUUGCCACCUGGUGGCUAAAUCAUAUAAUGACACUAUCCACCUGUACUGCAGUAACAGUGGAAUGCCAUGCAAAGCAAGUAGGGCCUAGAUUAAGCUAGAUCUCUAGCUUUCAUGUGGCUUACUAUAAGGAGAACCCCAUCACUACUGCUCUUGGCACAAGGCUGCCUGGCAUUAAAAACUCAGAGCCACAAAACUGCAUGACAGGUACUUCAUUAGGAUGGAACAUUGCCCCAUUCUCCACGCCUCCUAUUCCCUAAUAUAGCCAUUGACCAGUGUCUCUAUGAUGCUAUUGUGCAAUGCUGAUUGGUACUCCUGCUUGGCAAAGGCACAGGGACUGCUGAAAUGAGUGGAACGGUAGAAUUAUUCCUUUAUUCCCAAGGAAGAAUGUCAAAUAAUUGUGGCUCAUGUGGAAAGGAAAAUGGAAAAGUUAAGGAACAACAGCAAAAAAUCAAUAAUGAAUUCUGUUGUGAUGUCUAUCGUUCUGAAAUUUGUGUAAAAAUGUAUAUAAGACUUACCCCUUACCAUCUUAGGGCCCAACCAGAUGAGAUGAUGGACAUCAGUGGUAGUGAUGCUUUCUUCAAAGCUUCAAAGCAGCCAUUGGUUGGGGAAGCGAUUGAAUCAGGCCUGUGGUGCUAGUUAAUUGAAGUUGCUGUUAGUUCUGCAGGGCAGGAGUGGGAGAUAGAGAUACCUCUAAUAGGGGAUGUUAUGAGCAUUUGAGCAGGACUAAAGCGAGUACAAGUGGCUUUCUCUCUCCCUGCCCCAAGGCUCAAAAUUUAUCUUGCUGAUCAUAUUUUUAAAAUUCUUACUAUAAUUUAACAAGUACCUGGUUGUACAGUAUUUUUUUCCUAUACAAGUUCCAGUGAAAUAGAUCGUUCCUAGAUCGUUCCAGUUAAAUAAAAAUCUUCACUUGUUGACCUGAGUUGAGGUUCUGGUUGAAUGAGGAAUGCCACAUUUUUAACAAGUGGGAAAAGAUUUAUGUCUGAACACUUAUUUUAAUUUCCCAAGCUUCUAGGCUCCAGAAUUCUGGGUUACUUGGCAAAAUACAUUCUAGCUUCUCUGGGAUAGAAAUCUAAUAAUUUGCCACCCUCCUAAAUUAUUUAUUCAGCGACUGUACAGGUGCAAUAAAAAAAUGAUCCAUUAUCCGUAACAUAAAUUUAUUUUACAAGCAAUUGCUAACUUCUUUAGUAUACUCCUAGGAGUUUUUGUGUGUGAAAUAUGACACCCAUAACAUUAGGAUGCAGCAGAGCAUCUUCUUCAGUUACCUAGGAUAGUUUAAGUCAUGUUGUUUUCCUGGUUUUGCUCUAUCUCUUAGAUAUUUUUAUGUACGUGGCCUUCUUCAAGAAAACACCCAUUUAGAAUUCCUUUCUCCGUGACUUUUCUGAAACUACUCAGUAUGUUGUUUUACAUGAUAAAACUAAACCAGUCCAAACUGUAUUCCCUUCCAGUUAUUUGUUUUCUUCAUGUUCAUACUAAAGAAAGUUAUUUCUUCUACUAUCUAACUGUCAAGGAGGUGGAUACGCAACUAGUCAGCUAGAGAGUAAAGAUAAGAUAUUUCUAGAAUUGUUGCCUUCCUUACAAGCAGAAAGUGGGACAUCAAACUUUCCACACACAAAAAGGCAAAAAGUGCCACAUUUUGAAGAACUGGACAUGUUAUCCUAUCGGAUUGCACUUCCCACCUUUCUUCCAAGGAGUUCAGGGUAACGUACAUGGUUCUUAUCCUUUCCAACCCUGUGAGGCAAGUUAGGAGGAGACAGAAAUAGCCAACAUAUGCCCUCCAGAUAUUGCCAGAUUAAACUCCCAUCAACCCCAACCAUUGGUUAUCCUGGCUGGAGCUUGAUAACAUCUGGAGGAACAAUACUAGCUACCUUUGGACUGAGACAUAGUGACUGGCCCAAGUUCUCCCAGCAAGCAGCAGUCUCAGGACCAAUUCAUGUCUGGAACUGCUUUUCUACAUGGUUUGGUCCAUUCCAAUACUUGAAUCCAAGAAGUAGUGCUGUGCCAAAACCUAUGCCAUCCCCAGCAUGCUUUAGAAUUGCUUUAGUAUAUAGGUGAGUGCAAAAUCGAGCUUACUAUAUCAUUGCAAGGUGGCCAAGGGUGUUGCGUGUGUCUCCCACCAUCCCAUUAAAUAUUUCUCCAGCACUCCACAACUUCCCUGCCUCUCCAAACUCCCUAGUAUUAAAAAAAGCCUCAUGGUAGUCUUUAUCUAGUGAUGGGCUUUAACUAAAGUGCAGGGAACUUAGUAGGCUGUCAGGGUAUAUUCCAGACAGGAAGCCAAGGAUUUGGGAAGGCUGCAGAUUGAAGAACAUCAAAGAGAUGAUUUAUAGAAUGAGAGAGAGGAUACUCACAACCUGUGAAUCUGUGUCGAAAGUAAAGUAAAUGUGGAUGACAAAUCCACCAAGUUUUCCCUCCCCUUUGAUAAUUUUCAAAUGUAAUUUCUUUUCUCAGUAAUUGAUGGAGAAUAGUCACAAAAAAUAUUGGAAGAAAUAUUUGGCACACUACUAUUGGGCUGUACUCCAACAACACCUGGAAGGCCACAGGUUAGCCUUUUCUGGUCUACACCUAAACUCCCUAUUCUUACUAGUGUUCAGAUAAUUGAGGUCCAGGCUAUAUUUGAGUUGAUGUAAUCUAAAUCAAGAGAAAAGUUAGCUAGGGCUAGUCAGCUUCUGUGGCCAAUUCUCCAUUCUUCAUCUGCAUUUGCUCUCUGCCUUAAUUCUUUUGUUUAAUCAAAUCCAACUUUUCUCCAGAAGCAGCACAGGGAUAUUUUGAAGAUAAAUACAUUAAAGGCUCUGGUUACUAUAGCAAUUGUGGGGGGCAAGAAGAAACAAAUUGUACUAAUGAUCCAAAUUGUCUUUAUUACCCAUCUCCCUCCAUAAGACCAGACCUUCCUUAUAUGCCCCACUGGCAAAAUCUAAUAUGUAUUUUGGCAAGCAGCCUUGUCUGCUUUAGUUCUCAAGCAACUUAUCUCAUACUAAUUAAGAUUCUGAAUAGAAGAUUCAUCUUUUUCCUCUAGCCUAUAGUUUUAUGAUAAUAUAUUUAUAUCCUGCACAUAGGCCCGCAUUACAGUAAUGCUAAAUACUAAUAAAGUAAUUAAUAAUACAAUAAAAUAAAAUAUUAGUGUCACAAUAAAAUAGGGAAGCAGUAUAGAGAAAGCAAAAUGGGAAAGAAAAACAGAACCAUAACUAAUAUUAAACUUCCUGUUCUCUCUCAAGUCAUAGUAGAACAGGAAAGUUUUAAUUUGUUUUCCAAAGACAGAUAAAGAGUCCUGUGGCCUUUUUGAUAAAAGAAACUCUGAAGUGAAAGUGCCGCCAUAAAAAAUAUUUCACACCUAAUUGCUGACAAACUAAUUUCUGAUAAAGAUGGCAUUGGGAGUAGGCGCUAACCAAAUAACUUAACGUUCAGGGGAAAAAAAUCAUGGGAAAAGCAGCCUCUGGUAUAUCCUAGCCAGGCUGGGUGGGAAGGUGUAUGGCAGCACUUUGAAGAUUGUAUCUAAACUCACCGUUAAUCAGUGGAACUCCUUCAGCACUGGUGUAAUGUGUUCUAAGGGGCCAGCACUGGUUAACAGCAGUCCUGCUACAUUAUGCACUAGUUUCCAAAGGGUGUUUGGAGAAGUCAUUUUGUAAAAAAAAUAUACUUACCUAAGCAGGAUUUGAUUUAGUUAAAAUGUAUGUGUAUGUAGGGUCAUUUAAUGUAGGGUCAUCUGAUGUCCUGUUAAAAGUGUUGUGGGAGGCGGGAAUUGUUGGUUUGUUGUUUGUUUUUACUAUGUAUUUUGUGGUUUUAUAUUACGAUUUUGUGAACCAUCCUGAGAUCUGUGGAUGAAGGGCAUUAUACAAAUUCAAUAAAUAAUACUAAAAAUAAUAAUAAUGCAAUGGUUGAUUUUGAAAAUACUAAGUACCUCUUAAUGGCUGGUCAUUGGCUGUUAUGUAAGUACCUGAGACUGGCCUGAAAGCAAAGAGUAAGGUUACCAUAACUUCCGUCACAGAGCUUCAGUAUGCUGAUGACAAUGUAGUGUGUGCACACUCAGAGGAUGACUUCCAAGUCAUCCUAAAUAUCUUUGCAGAAGCUUAUGAAAAGAUUGGCCUAUUGCUCAACAUCCAAAAAACCAAAGUGCUGCACCAGCAAGGACAAAACAACCCCUCUGUAGUGCCAUAAAUCCAAUUCAAUGGUGUAAUGUUGGAAAGUGUCACUCACUUCUCCUACCUGGGUUGUUAUCUUUCCACAAAAGCUGACAUUGAUACCAAAAUCAAGCAUUGCCUGAGCUCUGCAAGUGCAGCUUUCUCCUGAUAGAACUGCAGAGUGUUUGAGGACUGAGACAUUUGCAGGGAAACCAAAAUGUUGUUUACAAAGCUAUUGUACUACCAAACUUACUGUAUGUUUGUGUAACAUGAACCACUUAUAAAUGCCGUCUCCAACUCCUUGAAAGAUUACAUCAGUGGUGUCUCCAAAAAAAUUUACACUUCACUUGGGAAGACAGGUGAACUAAUGUCAAAGCAACGAUUCUUCAACAUCAACUUUGUUGGACUGGUUAUGUUGCUCGGAUGCCUGAUUAUCGUAUUCCAAAGCAACUACUGUAUUCAGAACUUAAAAAUGGAAAGCAUAAUGCCGGUGGUCAACAAAAGAGGUUCAAAGACUCUCUCAAGGCAAAUCUUUAAAAAUGUAGUAUAAAUGCCAACAAUUGGGAAACACUGGCCUGCAAGCGCUCCAAUUGGAGAACAGCCUUUACCAAAGGUGUCAUGGGCUUUGAAGAUGCUCAAACUCAGGACAAAAAGGAAAAAUGUGCUAAGAGGAAGGCACAUUUGGCAAACCGUCACCAUGAUUAAUUCCCACUCGGAAACCUAUGUCCCCACUGUGGAAGGACGUGUGGGUGCAGAAUUCUUAAGACCAUGUUCAUGGAAAACCAUCUUACUCAGCUACAAGUGAAAGAAGAAGAAGAAGGGCUACUAUGUAAGUACCUGAAACUCAUCUGUUGGAAAGUGGUUGGUUGGUUGGUUUUGCAAUAUUGAGAGUACAGUGGUACCUCUAGUUAUGAACUUAAUUCACUAAUUCUUAACGGAGGUCCGUUCUUAACCUGAAACUUCUUAACUAGAGGCAUGCUUUCACUAAUGGGGCCUCUUGCUGCCGCUGCGCCACCAGCACACAAUUUCUGUUCUCAUCCUGGACCAAAGUUCUCAACUCAAGGUAACUCUUCCAGGUUAGCGGAGUUUGUAACCUGAAGCGUUUGUAACCUGAGGCGUUUGUAACUCAAGGUACCACUGUAUUGUAAAUUACACUUCUGAUUGGCUUAUUGGGCAGAAAUUAUUAAUUAUGCAUUGGACAGGAAAAAUGGCCUGAUUGGCGGGGAGGUCUCUACGCCUCUCAAAUCUGAUUGGUUAGUGGACAGACAAGCUGGGACAUAAAUAGGCCUAAUCUACUCAUAUUGAGAGAGACUGCUGACCAGAUAUGAAGAAGACAGAGGGUGAGACUGGCUGAGAAGAAGAAGCCGGAGGCUAAAGGUGAAGCAGAAGCAGAUGGGAAAGAGACUAUCCAGGCUGGAGGAAGCUGAAAAUAAUAGUCUGCCUUAAAAGAGCAAAAUCAUUAACCUUAAGCUGAAGAUGGGCAGUGAAGACAGUAAGAAGAAUUCAGCAAGGAGCUGACCAGAACUGCCUGGCUCAAAGGUGGCCCACAGUAGCUAGUGGCAAGACUGACUGGGGAAGAGGGGCUAAGGGUAAUGGCUAUUACGUUAAGAAGUGUUAGGAACUAAAGUGUAUCAGCCAGGUUCAUGGAAACAUCUGUAACAGAGUCAGUUUUUAGAUACAGCAGCUUUAUUGCAGCAUAUAUAAGUAACCCUUAAAGAAGCAGCAACAUAUUGAAGCAUGGCAUUCACCUUAUCAUAUCAGAACUUCUAUUACACCAUACUUCUAUCAGAAAGGGUUAAUAGAAAAGUAAGAUAUAUGCAGCUCAAGAAAGAUAUCUUAAAUGCAGUUUCUUGCCUUUAGGAAAUAUAUUGACCCCCUCCCAAAGACAUCACUGAGGAAACAUAGUCUUAUCUGUGCUAAGUUUAGUUCUUGGACAUGAUGAGUUAAUACUGCAUCUGGCCUUUAAAGUAUGUUGGCAUCUUUUUCUGUUUUAUUUCCAUGCUGAGAUAUUUUCCAUCUGUGUUUUAUGGACACGUGCAGGACUCAAGUUCCCCGAAACUGCCAGUUUUAUCUCAGUAAUGUCACUGUUUUUCUUCAUUUCUGUGUGUAUGUUUAGUAACCAGCUACGCAUUAAUUAAGGAACAUUUCAGUCAACCCUUGUCUUCAGCAGCGAACGCAAAAUGAAUGUCUGUUGAAGAGUAAUUGCAGAUGGGCAAGAGGGCGAUUCAAUUGCAGUUCAAGCAAAACAUAUUAAGCUACAGCAUAUGCACAGGAGAAGGGUUAAUAUGCAACUUCCUCUGCCACACUAUUAAAGUACCGGGCUCAUGCUAGAAUACUAAUUGAAGUGACUUGCUGGCACAAAAAGCAAAGGCAAGAGCCAAAAAGGCAAACAAAAGGAAAUCCUUCUGUACUACACUUGUUCCUUUUUUAUUAUUCAGUGCAGCUCUGAUUUAUAUUGAACAUUAUCUGGGCCAUUUCACACCCGCAAAUGCCGCUAAUAUUCUGCAUGUGAUAUGAAAGACCAUAGGAAGGAGUGCUUGUGAGGAUCAGCAAGAGCACAGAAUAACUUCUGGCAGCACCAUUUCUGUCUGGUUUAGGUCAUAAAAAUAGCUAUGCACUGCUCCUUGUGAUCUAGCUCUUAAUACCCAGCAUUUAUAAUUCAGCUUUUGAGAGUGUAACAAUUGCCUUGCAUGGUCAAACUAAAGGUCCAUUCAUUCAGUCUCCUGUAGUAUGAGAUGCCCAUAGCAAGAGCCUCCAUGCCAUAAUAGUGGUAGCCUUCCUUUGUUGUUUGUUCUCAGCAUCUUAUGCUACUUCAAUUAUUGUAAUUGACACCUAUUCCUCCAUAAGGGACGUGGGUGGCACUGUGGUCUAAACCACUGAGCCUCUUGGGCUUGCCGAUCAGAAGGUCAGCGAUUUGAACCCUCGUGAUGGAGUGAGCUCCCAUUGCUCUGUCCCAGCUCCUGCCAACCUAGCAGUUUGAAAGCACGUCCGUGCAAGUAGAUAAAUAGGUACCGCUGUGGCGGGAAGGUAAACGGCAUUUCCGUGUGCUCUGGUUUCCGUCAUAGUGUUCCAUUGUGCCAAAAGUGGUUUAGUGGACAAACGCCAGCUCCCCCAGCCUGAAAGCGAGAUGAGCACCGCAACCCCAUAGUCACUUUUGACUGGACUUAACCUUCCAGGGGUCCUUUACCUAGUCAUCCAUGAAUUUGUCUUAAUCCCUUUAAAGGCACCUGAAUCCCAUUUCAGAUGUUGCAGUAACACAGUAAUCCUUAUUUCCAGUGUGGCUAAAAUCGCCACCUUCAGGUUAUAAUUUUGAAGGGGCCAUCUGGAUGUCAUUCCACAGCACUCCCACAGAAGGGCAUCUUCAUGCAGUGCUGGCUUUAGGAUUUGUGGGGUCCAACAUCCACAGUAAGGAGUACUUAAGGGUGCUAUAAGGAAACCUGAGUUACUUCUUAGCAUAGCAAAUGCUCAUGAGGUUUCUGUAGCACACUAGCGAAACUCUUUCAACAGCGUGAUAACAUAUACCAAGGGAGGGCAAGAGAAGGAGAUCUGUACACAUAGCCUUUCCCUUGACAUACAAUAACUGUGAGAUAAUUUUUAGAAACCUUAAUUCUAGAAUUAUUAUGUUUGGUCCGGGAACUUGCCCUAUCAUGAGAACUGAUGGUAUGGGAUCGUUUAGCCAACCUGCCUUGCGAACAGAGAUUUUGCAAGAAAAAACACGGGAAAGGAAUAAGAUGAAAUGAAGUUUCCACUGCCAUAGAAUCAUAGAUUGUAUAUAGAGUUGGAAGGGACCCUGAUGAUCAUCUAGUUCAACCCCCUGCAAUGCAAGAAUAUUUGUUGUCUCAUAUGGGGAUCAAACCUGCAACCUUGGUGUUAUUGGAACCACACUUUAACCAACUGAGCUAUGCACAUCAUGAGCAUGUUUAGAACACAGGAAGUGGAAGCUCUGCUGUUUGUAGCCACCGGCAUUAAACUUGACUCAUACAAAAAUUGAAUGCACUGUUCAUAAUUUUACUAGCUUCCCUCACCACUUUUUAAAACCAAAAUCAAAAUCAGGACCUUCAGGUGAAUGUCUGAGACCUCUCCCAUAAAGGCCAAGCGUGCCAUUUGGCAGUGCUGCUGGAUUCAAACCAAGUGGUGUUUCAGUGGCCAGCAGUGCUUUCCACCAUCUUUAGCUGGUACACAAACUGCAGCCCUAUCUGGAGAGAACUGACCUUGCCACAGUGUGAUGCACAACACAAGGGGCUUGCUGUCUUUGAAAACAUUUCAGAAACUCAGAAUGUGCCAGAAUCCAUGGAGGCUAGGCAGUCAUCAUUGUUAGAUUAGCUGUGCUAGGUACUGAUGUGUUUCUGGGCUCAAUUUAAAGUGCUGCUUUUUACUUUGAAAGCCCUAAACAGUUUGGCACCGAGUUCCUUUUUGGACCACCUGCAUUAUCCUGCCCACACUUUAGGAUCUGAUUCAGAGGCUCCCUGACAUAUUCACCUUUUAGGUUGCAUAGGUGGAAGUCAACAGGAAAGAGAGGUUCUUCUCUACGGUGCCUGCAUGACUUUGGAAUUCCAUUCCAUCAGAUCUGUGCAAGGUUACUAUGCUUCAGGGUUUUUGGAAGACAUUGAAGCAUCUAUUUUUCAUUUGUUGUUCUAGGAGUGAUGUUUCACUGGCUGGGUGAUGGCUUUGGGUGUUUUUUUUAUGAAGAGUUUUCCCUAAGAACCUUAAGCUUAAACUUUUUGUAUUACUGUCUUCUUUUCAUGCUGUUUUGUGUUUGUAAACCACUCUGCCUGGAAAAUGCCUCCAAAAGUGGCCUAAAGUGUUGUUGUUUUCAAAUAAACAACACAGCGCAACAGGGUAUAUCCCAUUUUAUUGUGAGAAAAUGUCAUUAAGUAUAAACAAUGUACUUGGAUGCUGUAAGGUUGCCAUGGGUUUGCAGAAUAGAUUUAGUAACAUGUGAAUCCCAAGCAGAAUGUGUAAAGGGUUUGUAUUUGGGGUUUUGAUUAUUGAUUCUGUUGUAUCUUAUAUCAGGCAUACACAGGACUUGAGCAGAGGGAAGCUGUCCGUCAAGAUCAGCUGCUAAUCCCAAACUCUGUAGCACAGCAGAAAGAAAAGCUGUUUCAUCUUAUUUGUGCUGCAGUGGUUUCCUCUGUGUAUAUAUCUGUUGGCAGGUUAGCAUCUAAGUGUAGAUCUGUUUUACAGAUACAUUAUUCAACAGUUUCCUGACCCAUAACCAUUUAAAUGGAUCUAAAAUGUGAGAUAGUUCCCAUAGCAAUGCCCCUGAGUUUGCUUGCAGCUGUAAUCAUUAUUUUUGGCAGGUUUACUUUUCCAAAUACAAUAAUACCUAUAAAAAAUGAUGCAUGUAGCAUAUGAGAAAUAUGAUGAAUUGUUCCAUCCAAGCAGCCUGUCUAGUGGGACACGGAGGUGUCAUUCAUCAAAAUAUUCUCCUCAAAUCAUGGCAAUUCCCCCCAGGUCAACUGUACAAACUCAUAGUCAGCUUCAAAUAGCCCCAAUUGCCCCCAUUCAGAGUGCAGAGCCUGUUAUGUAGCUUAUCUCAGAGUGUUUCAUUAUUUCUGGUUGCAACUGAGGAAGAAGCACAUCACUACUUCUAGAACUCAGGAUGUGUUUAUACAUUAGCCAUGCAACUGUCUGACCAGUGUUCGUCUAUAUAGUCAAAUGUAUAUUAGAACAGGGACCAUGGUUAAAAAUUAACAGCAUUGAAAGUGCACUAACUAGAACAAUAUGGAGUUGUCACCAUUAAAUAAUUCUUGCCACCAUAUGCAAUUUUACAAUCUCCAUAGUUGGUUUGGAAGAGAGAAGAAGGGAAAGGGAAUGGAGCCCCCACAAACCUAGCAGAGUUUUUUGAGUGGGGGGGGGAACUGAAUCAUAUACUAAAAAACAACAACUUAUUCUGUAAUUCUUCAUCUUAUAGUUUUUCACAAAUAUGAGAAAUUUAGGUAAGAGUCCCAUUUUACAGAUAAGAAAUUGUGGUUGAGACACAAUGGCUUAUAUGUAAUAGGUCAGUGGAUAAAGUCGGAUUUGAAUCCUGGUCUCCUGCAGGGGAAAUAACAGCCUAUCAAAAUAUUUCUGUCCGGAAAUAAAAACACUAUAGGACAUAACCACAUUGUAAGCCUCGAAAAGACAUCUUCAAUGUUACAUUGUCAGAAGAAGAAAGUAGCUUACUUGUUUGGCUAUAUGGUAUAACUGUGUUACUAAUAUUUGCAAGUCAUGUUUGUAAAGUGGUACCAACCCAGCCAUGUUUGUUACAGUUUUUUUGUGCAGAAAAAGCUUGCAAGUCUUAAAUUGUUUGGAGAGAGGGCCUCUUCUUCAUGCUACAAAUAUAAUCUGUUGAUUGUUUUAUGUCCAAAUUGGCGGGGGGGGGACAAUCCCAAAAUGCGUGAAACCUUAAUUCAAAAGAGAAUAAGUGUUCUUUUACACAUGCUAGCAAAAACAAAAAACAAAAAAACACUGGUCUUUGAGUAUGCUGUGUCCACUGUUAAUUGAUUUCAUGUGGAUUAGAUGGUGGCAAAUUAGAGCCCUGUCAUUUAGAGUUUACAUUGUAUACUUUCCAGUCUUACGUCUUGUUAUCAUAAUUCUUCUGAGCUCUGUAACUGAAAAGGAAGAAUUUGGGAACACUUCUCCCCGCCCCCAGUUUCUUGUAGAGCGGUAUAUUCCCAUGUUAAUCCGGUCAGUCAGGUUUUUCAAGAUGUUGGGACACUUUGCUCGCUGAGAAAGAAUUUAUACAAAGCUUCUUGAGAUAGAAUAAACACCUUGCUAUUUCCAUUUAGGAAAUUUGCUUCAUUCUCUCCUCCUGCAUUCCCACCGUUCUUUUCAAGGUGAAAUUGUUGUCCUUGUACAAGGUAGGAAAGAGCAGCCGUAGCUUGUGUAGGACUCUGCUUCUUAAUCGGCAAAAGUGAAUCACAUCACCAGCCACCCAGCGCUGCCAAAAGAGCUUAAUUCUGGAGCCACAUGGAAGAACAGCAGCCAGGUAAGAAAAACAACUAAUGGAACUGUAAAGAAUGGAAGGCUCAAGAAGAAAGUUCAUGCUUGAUUGAGAGGCAGCAAACCUUUUUAUGUUAUAUGCAGGAGUUUCAAGAGGGAUGGAGUGGUGGGAUUUUUCCAGGGAACAAUAUGGAAGGAAGCGGUUUUUGAAGGGACUCAAUCCAAAAUCCAUAAAACUUGCUGCACAGAUGCAGAAGUAACAGUAGUAAGUUAAGCAGCAGAAAGGUCAUAAUGUGAGCUGUAAUUGACAAAUUGCUCAUGUGUGUUUGUUAAUCAUACAUUUAAGCAUGCAAUAUUUACACUGCUUACCACUGGGGCCGAACUGAGGAAAACAGCCUGGGAAAGAAGGAUGCAGAAGGGAAAGACUAGUCAUGUAGAGAAAUGCAGAGUUCUUAAUUCAUAUCACAUAGCAGCUGAAUAAUAAAUAAAUAGAAACAUUCAAUUAAAUAUCAGAUUGCAUUUGGAAUAUUUUUCUGUAACGUAAGAAGAGAUAUUUCCCUUCCAACGUUGUUUAGAGCAGACCUUCUUCCUCAAUGGCAUGUUCAAUGUUUCAAGAAAAAGAAGGGACGCCUGAAAGAGAAGCAAUUUUUGUCUUUUCUACGUGUAUAUUUUUGCUUGAAGCAUGUCUUAAUGCUAAUCUAGGGAGAUUUCCACGUAGCUUUUCAUUGUUUUAAAUCUUUGUUGAACUUCAAGGGUGAAGCUUAAUAGUACAUACAUCCUUUCCAAGCAUGUUCUUGGCACGUUUGAUAUAAUUAAAGUAGCAGUUUCUGUGAUCUAAUAGGGAUAGGAACUUUGAGUCAUGUUCAGAGAGUAGCUUCUAGUAUGAAGCAGGCUCAGGCAUGUAUGUUUAACAUUCUUGUCAAGUGCAAACUUACAGCCGAACCAAACGUUAUGCCAUAACAUAAAUAACAAAAUCCCAGGGGCCACUUUAAUGUGGUGGGGAUGGUGGAGAUGACAUAUUUCUGUUUUGCCCUGACUCACCUUCAGUGGUCUGCUAUUUUAAUCCCCCCUCCCUUAUCUUCUCUCACCUUUUUCCUAGGGUACCUUGGUGUUACUUUAGAAUACAUAUUUCUGCACCACUUAAGCUUUCCCCCCUGCUAUUUGGCACAUGGUAUGAUGAAUGCAUGAGAUCCAGUGGGUGGGUUCCCACAAGGCAAGACACAGUGAUAACAGCAAGAACCUUUAUUGAACUACAUACUGUAACUGGGAAACAGAGGCAAAGCAACUGCUUGUAUACACUUCUGAAAGCCUGGGCCACUCCCACUCCCAACAGGGCCAUAACUAGGGGGUGGCAAGGUGGGCCCCUGCCAGGGACACAGGCAGACCCCCCCCCUGCAAAAUCAGCUUAAAAAUAUGUCCAUAAAUAUGUCUAUAAAUACAGUGGUACCUCGGGUUCAAGUUACAUAUGCUUCUGGUUACAGACUCUGCUAACCCAGAAAUAGUGCUUCAGGUUAAGAGCUUUGCUUCAGGAUGAGAACAGAAAUGCUCCAGCGGCACGGCAGCAGCAGGAGGCCCCAUUAGCUAAAGUGGUGCUUCAGGUUAAGAACAGUUUCAGGUUAAGUACGGACCUCCGGAACGAAUUAAGUACUUAACCCGAGGUACCACUGUAAAAAUAUUGAUUAUUGCCUCAUAAGAAAAGGGUUUAAAUAGAGAAUGAAUUGAAUGAGUGGAGGGGGGGUUGGAGGAGAGGCAGAAAGAAGAGCUAAUUUGUCCGUGGCUAGGGUUCUGGAUGGUUCUGCCAGGGGCACAAGAUCAUCUACCUACAGCUCUGAUUCCCAAUGUGAUUGGCUGUCUAAACUUCCAAACUGCGAAUCACGACUCAUAGUUCAAGGGCCAAUGGCAGAGAUCCAAAUCCUGAAAUGUUCUGUGAUUGGACAACAUGUAUCAAAUCAGAACACAGGAGCUCAGAAUCCUUAGUCCAGACUCAAGCUCAGGCAAACACAGACCACUGAAUAUAUAACAUGAGCUACCAACUGUUGUUUCUGGGAGGGGUGGUGGAGUAAAAUAAUGUCUUUUUCAAAGUGGCCUAAGUUGCUUUAGGUGUCUAAAAGUUUUCACAUUUCACAGAAGCAGUUUACCUUCCUUAAAAAAAAAAAAUCAGUACUUGAUAGCAAUUGUUUAACAGCUCUAGUGGAAAAUAUACUGUGGAUAUUCUGCAGUGCUGCAAGGAUCAUUUUUAAGAUUCAUGGUGUUAUGUACUGAGUUGAAUAGGAUCCAAACUGCAGCAGUCUGAUUGGUCCUAGAGCAAUAGGAUCCAAAAUGCAGCAGUCUGAUUGGUCCUAGAACAAUAGGAUUCAGAAUGCAGCAGUCUGAUUGGUCCUAGAGCAAUGCAGCAGUAUGAUUGGUUGGCAGGAACCAACCACUCAUGCUCCAGAUAGAAGUGAAUCCACAACCUGAUUGGCUUACAGUAGAAUUCCGGAAUUAGCCAAUCAUGUGCAGCCCAUUGUGUAAAUAAUGUAUAUAAAGCAGAUACUUUGAGGGGACAUUCUUUCAUUCCUCCUCAUCACUAUGAGCUGAAUAAAGAGCAUGAAAUCACUUUGCGACUCUGAGUAUAUUUCACAUGGUUUAUAUUAUAUAAUCACUAAAAGGUUUCUCCUUGAAUGCCUUUUUAGGGUGUGGGGGAGGCUUUUAAAAUGUUACGCUUUUAAAGGUCUCACUAUAAUUCCCACUUCUGCACCAAACUUUACUCUUGGUUUGAGAGCCAACUAAUUGAGAUCAUUGAACAGGACCAACAUUUUAAGUUAUGACUCAUAUUUUUGAAAUUUAAUGUUGGCGGAAAAUUCCUUGAAAUAUUUUCUUGUUUCCCUCUCUGGAGGAAAUACGACACCACCCCCACAAUAGCAGGCAGGAAAUGGAAUUAUCCACUUCUGGAAGAAACGUUAAGAAGCUUAAACAAUAUGAAGAGUAGGUUGCCACAACCUGCAUAUCUAAUCCUAGAUAUGUUUUAUAAGUUAGACUAGGCUAUAGUUUCUGCCCAGUUCGCAUGGCAAGUUUUUAUUAUACAUGUCCCUUUGUGCAAAGUAGUUUCUACACAAUUUCAAGAAAUUUUAUCUAGGCCAGGAAAAAGCCAUAUCAAUUAAAACAUGAUUUGAAAUGUCUGCAAACUUUGGCAGAAUCUUCCCCUCUCCAUAGCUCAUUUUGGUACACAGGGUGUCCACUGGGUUGUUUUUAGGUUGUUAUCUAGAGGACCUGAACCCUGAAUCUUCUGCCCUUUCCUUCUUCUUUUUAAUUACAAAAUAAAUAAAUAAAUACUUACUGGGCAGACUGCAAAGGGCAAGGAAAUCACAACCAUAAUUUCUUCAAAAAUCUAAAUUUACACAAAUAUAUUAGCAUAUGCAAAUUUAUGUCUUAAGUCAAUGUUUUGAGCCUUUUAAGUACCUGGUGCUUAUGUGGGAUACUAAAAGUGAUAUCAAACCAGCUACACUAUUUCAUAGAAUCACAGAGUUGGAAGGGGCCAUGAGGAUCACCUAGUUCAACCCACUGAAAUGCAGGAAUAUGCAGCUGUCGCAUACAGGGAUCGAACCUGCAACCUUGGUGUUAUCAGCACCUUGUCUAACCAACUGAACUAUUCAUAUCUCCACAACAGAGGUAUUCCCUUUGGGCAUUUGAAACUCUCCCAGCAAGUGCAUAACAACUCCCAUGUAUUGCAUGCGAAGUCCCUCCGUCUGAAUUUUUCGUGGACAAUUACAUUUCUUUCCUUUAAAACAAAGUGUGACUUAUGGCUCAGUCUUUCAAAUGCUGUGACAGCAAUUGCAUAGUGUUAUCAAGAACUAUGACUGUGAAAAGUUACAUAAUGUUACACCAGUGCUGCAGGUAAAUAUACACAAACACAAGCGUUUAACAAUGCACACCUGUGCACCAGCAGUAGGAAACUGGAAACAGAAGACUGUUUUGAAGUUUAGUGGUGGUGGUAUAUUUUCAGGAGAAGAUCACAGCUGUGUAUGGACUUUCAUUCCCUGCCACAGUUUGAGCAUCUUCCCCUACCAAAAAUGGUGCUGCAAAUGGAUUUGAAAACAGACGUCUACGGGUGCCAGGGGUAGGCUGUUUUUUUGAAGCCUGAUUGUUUCACAGAUGUGAUCUUCCUUCCCUACCUGCAGUCUCUGUGAAGAUCACACACACACACACACACACACACACACACACUUCCCUCUAGCAAGUAGGGUUGAAAAACGAUGAAAUGCUUUUGUCCAUCCCUAAUUGCUGGGGUGGGGGAAAGUGAGACUUUUACAUGCCUGAUAUGUGUGUGCAUGUGGGGGGAGGUAUGUGUUGUGCGAGUGCGCACUUUGUGUAUGUGUGAGAGAAAAUGUGGGGUGUGCCUCUUGUUCUGAUCACACGUACCACAGAGAUGUGACCUCUGGAGGGUUGUCCAAGAGGGAAUGCAAAAUUGCUGCUUAUCCUUGCUACACAUGUUUUCUCAGAUGCCCUACUAUGUGCAGUGGGGCUUACUUCAUCAUAAGGGUGUUUAUAGCUGCAGCCUAAGGCUAACACACUGACCUGUUGCAAAGGGCAUGUAUUUUUGAAAGCAAGUUCAAUUGCUAAUGCUUUAUAUGAAUCAAAGUGCCUCAGUGUUUCGGGGGGGGGGUACCCAAUAUGUGGUAGGCUCUCUGCAAGUUCCCUAUCCCACACAAUCCCCUAAGCCUUGUGGCACUUUGUCUCCUUGCUUGCAAAAAACCCCAAACACCACAGACCUUUCUUUCUUUCUUUUGCAAAAAAGCAAAACCAGUCUAAUAGGAAAUGUCAUUGGUCAAGCUGGGGCCGGGGGAGAGGGGUGAGGAGAAGGAUAGCCCACUGUGAAGGACACAGGGCAUUUAAUCAGAGGGAAUUAUUUCACUGUGGCUAUCUAAUCACAGUGGUUUGUGUGAAGGAUGUUGAUGGGAAUAAACACAUUGGACUCACAUGCUUGUUGCUCUUUUCUCAGUUUUGUGUCUCUUGAGUAGGAUACAUAGAAUAGUUUUGUGGUGGACUAGGAGGCACCCCUCCCCUUACCAAAUAUGGACCCAAACCAAAUCUUGAUGCCAGUGCAUACUCCUAAUAAUUGCCUGUUUAAACCCUUACCUUGCCAUCUUCUGUGGGUGUUUUGUUACAUAAUGAUCUGCAUAUUUUCUUGUUUAUCCUUCGUUUGUCUCCAUGGGAUAUGAAGAUAUAUAUAAAUAAGUGGAAAUUUAAGAGUAAAUUGAAAUUUUCUCCAGUGCAAUGCAGAGCCAAUAGUAAUUAACCAAAACUCUGAUGAGUCAUAUUGCCCUGUGAUUUACUCAGGAAGGAAGGAGGAAUUCACAAAAGAGAGAGCAGGGAAGGGAAAGAAGGAAGUGAACUGUGAUCCAUGAAAGCUUAUGCCACAAUAAGUAUUUAAAGUACUGCUGGACUCUCAGUUGUUUUUGCUGCAAAAGACUAGCCGUCUGGAAAUAAUUACAGUUCAGAAAAAACAGCAGCAUUAUUUUUACUCUUGCCCAGAGUUAAGAGAAUCUGUUUCUCAAGCAAGAUACCAAAUGUGAAUUAAACUGAACACAUACCGUACUUAAAAUCAGUGCUUUUUCCCGUGUGUGUGUGUGUGUGUGUGUGUGUUUAGGGGUACUCUCAUUUUCCUACUCAUAUUGAAAUACUGCCCCUCAAUGAGGCCAAACUUAGAUUCAAAAAAUGUUUAGGGGUAUGUGUACCCCCAGAAAAAAGCACUGCUUAAAAUCUAGCCUUUCUUUUACCACAAACUUUCACCAUGAAGGACUAGCGUGCUCACUGAACUCUGCAGCCAAACUAAAAAUUCAUCCUGUUAGAAACAACUAUAUCACUGGUUUCACAUCAAUCUUAUUGUAAGAUAAAUGUGCUUUAUCUACCUUUACAUCACGUUUUAUAGUACAAUAAUGUUUCCAGAAGGCACACCUAUGUUCAAAAAAGUCUCCUGGGGAUGACUGCCCAUCUGUGUUCUUAAAACUACGUUUACUGGAUAACCAACAUAGUCCUGUCCGUAUGUUUUGAACUACAGCUCCCUUAUCAUUGGCCAUGCAGGCUUAAAGCAAAAUUGGGCUUUAUAUAUUUAUAGGGAACUGAGACUGAUGUGGGAACAUAAUCUGGGUUCAUGAACAUAAUGUAGCAUAUUAUGUUCUUAACUUCAGUGGUAGGUAUGAAAGGGCAAAGCUGAGAAUUUCACCCCAAAAUGAAGAAGAUUUCACAAAAUUGAAGGCUGUAACUAAACCGUCUCUUCUGUAUUGUUUUAGUCUUGGAAGAAGUGGAACAAGAUGUCUUUCAGAGCUAUGGAACAAUGCCCGGCCAGCAACCACUGCAUAAGCCAGAAUGGGUAGGUGCUACUUCAGCAAAUGUUGUUAUCUUUGCUUUCUUCUCCAAAGCUUUUUCUGUGGUGGCCCCAUCACCACCACUAUUUGUGGAAUAUUGUCCCCUUUCAUGGGAGGAAUGUUGGAGGGUAUGGAGUUAUGUGACCCCCGAGCCAAGAAGAUAAGUAACUAUGCAACCUUCAGAAGACAUCUGAAGGCAGCCCUGUGUAAAUAAGGUUUUUUUAAAAAAAAUGUUUAGUGUUUUAUUACAUUUUUAUAUAUGUUGGAAUCCAUCUAGGGUGACUGGGGCAACCCAGUCAGAUGGGUGGGGUAAUAAUAAUAAUAAUAAUAAUAGGACAUCUCUAUAUUCAUCAGAGAAAUAGUGGAGUGUAUGUGCUUGUGUUCUGGCAAGGAGAACAAUAAUUAGUAUUAUUGUGGCAGCAAUUUUGGCAGUGGUGGCAGAAGAAAGGAAAACAUAGUCACACAGGGGUUUGCAAGGACACUGGAGACACUGUGCCAAGACUCCUCAGAAGUCUGGAGCCUGAAGAGAAGGAGAAUUUGCAGGGCCAUUCUCACAUGACACUUUGCUUUGUUCUAUGAUCUCCCUUUACUGAAGAAUAUAGUGAGACUUCAGAAUCUUCAUUUCUGAAGGAUGUGCUAGCAGGCUUAGGGAAUUAGAUGUGGAAGCAAUGAACUGAAGAUGAACCCAAUUGUAUUUGACCCUUGACCUCUGAGUCUUAGUUAACAUCCCAGAAAUACUGAUAACCAUGGCACUAAGAGGAAUAUAAAUGAGAAUAGAGACACUCACAUGCAAGAAUUACGUAAAGAAAAAUAAAUUAAUUGUACUGUAUGAUCAAUUACUGCCUUGCUUUCACAGGGUUCAGCUAUGUUGAUGUAUCGCAUUAAAACCAACUGCCUCAUUGCCCAAUAAAGCUUAUGCCACAAUAAACCACUUAGUCUUUAAAGUGCCACAACAGGCUUUGUUGUUUUAUCUUGUUUUGCUUAUGCCGCACAAUAUCAACCCUAUAAGGCCCCCAUGGGCUACAUAGGGAAGUACACAAUAACAUUCGUGCUAAUUCUACGUUCUUAGGAUAAUUAAUAGCUGGUUAAUUAUUCAGGAAUAACUAUGUCAAUAACAUGCAGUGCUUUAGUUUUAGAACAGAUUAUGUGGUCUCUUUUCAUUCAGUAACAUUACCAAUUAACUGUUGUAAGACUGUAUUCAUAUAAUACAUGAGUAAUUAGCAAGUACUGCACAUUAUAAGCCCAAAUUGGAAAUGGAAGUGAAAGGUGGAAGGAGGCCUUAGGGUUUUGGUUGAGUUUAAAGUAACUUGAUAUUAUUAUUAUUAUUAUUAUUAUUAUUAUUAUUAUUAUUCCUAUACCACCCAAGGAUCACAGGGCAGUUUACAAUAUAAAACCACAAAAAUGCAUACCAUAGUAACAAGUGAAAACAAUAACACCCCCACCCCAAUUGUUUAAAAGGCCAUAGAUAGUUUCAUUAGCCAAAGGCCUGAGAGAAGAGGAAUGUUUUUGCCUGUCACCUAAAGAAAUGUAACAAAGGCACCAGGUGAGCCUCCCUAGGGAGAGACUUCCACAAAUGGAGAGCCACCACAGAAGAGGCCUGCUCUCAUGUUGCCACCCUCCAGACCUUUCAUGGGGGAAGCACAGGAACAAGGGCCUCAGAUGAUGAUUGCAGGGUCAAGGUCAGUUCCUAUAAGGUGUCAGUAACAUGGCUCACCCAAGUGAAGGAAGAGGCAGACUCAGAAACUGAGCUAAGAGAGAGAGAGAGAGAGAGAGAGAGAGAGAGAGACUCUGCAGAUGAGAACUGGCUGACAGAGCCAAGAAGGGGUAGUUUGCCCCCCCCCUUCCUGAAGAAGAUACUGUCAGCUCUUAAAAAGUGGGAGAGUUAGGAGGCAGCCAGAGCAUUGCUAGGCAAUCAGCAGAUAAGCAGACAACUGAGAGUGUGUCAAGUGGAAGUGUGGAGGGGGAAGGCCAGCUUCUCAAUCCCCGUUCUAGGAGACUGGAUAAGGUCAGAGGACAACGGAAGGGCAAGAGGGGAAGGGCGGGAAUUUGGUGUCCUUCCUGCUGUGAAAAGGACGGAGAUUCAGACUGACCAACUAUCAUCAAUGCAAGCAGGCAAGAAGCCAUGCUCUGGAUGUGUUUUUUGUAAAUAAACGUAACACAAAACUGCCAGAGAGUCAUUACUUCUUAUUGGGGCUUGCUUGCCUGCCUGAGAUCAUUACAUGAGAGAGAUGGUCCUUAAGGUAUAGCGGUCCUGAGUAUGUAAGAGAGUUUGGACAUCUUAAAUCACUAUACAGCAUCUUUCACUAAAUGCAUUUUAUGGAUUUAGUCCAUCCUUUCGCACAUCUGGCUGGAUUUCCAACAGUACAAAAUUAUUUCAGUUCUUGGUAUCUUCUUAGUAUCUUUUUAACCAGAAACAAGAAAUAUGGAUCUAUGCCUACAAAGAAGUCCCACUUAAUGCAAUUACACAGAUUGAAUUGUUUUAUUUUUAGUGCUACAUAGAUACUUUGAACAUUGAACAUUUACUCUGUCUAGCAAAUAAUAUUGUACUGACUCAAGUGUUUAUCGGUAUCAGGUUUUGAAACUGCUUAGAAAGCAUGAUAUGUGCAACCAUUUCUCUUUAUAGGGCAAUAAUAGGAAGGGUAAAUCCUGUAAGAUUCUAAGAAGAGCCCUGUUGGAUCCUACCAAAGGCCUAUCCCGUUCAGAGGGUUCAUAUUGCUUGUUAGUCACUGCACACCCAUAAUACCUCUUCUAUGGGAGCUAAGGACCCACAGUACUGAACAAUUCACUAGACCAAUUCCCAGCUUCAGACCAUGAGGUUAGAAUCAGAGAAUCACAGAACCUUAGAGUUGGAAGGUACCCAAGGCUCAUCUGGUCCAACCCCCUGCAAUGCAGGAAUCUCAACUAAAGCAUCCAUGACAGAUGGCCAUCCAACCUCUGCUUAAAAGGAGAGUCCACAACCUCCCAAGGGAGACUGUUCCACUGUCAAACAGCUCUUACUGUCAGAGUGUUUUUCCAUAUGUCUAGGCAGAGUCUCCUGUCCUGCAACUUGAAGUCCUACCUUCCAGAGCAGGAGAAAACAAGCUUGAUCCAUCCUCCAUGUGACAGCCCUUCAGACAGUUGAAGAUGGCUAUCAUAUCUCUCCUCAGCCUCCUCCUUUCCAGGUUGCUCAUUUAAGCCGUGGAUGGAUUCCUUGGCUCCAGCUGCAGAUUUAUUCACUUUUUAAAGCCAUGACUUCCAGUCUCAUUUCCCCACCUGUAAGGGUAAAACAACAGCACGUAAUAAAUCAGAGCCAGCCCUACCCUGCUUGCCCACUUGUCUAGGAUGUGUAGCAAUUCUUUCCAGCGAAAUAGCGUGACCCUUUUGCUCAAGCCAUCCAAUGGCACAUUAGCAAACAGAGACACACAAGCCAGUAUGCAUAUUCGAGACAGCUAGGCGAAGCUUUAGUGCACGUUUGAGAUAAAUAUUCAGAUCAAUGUUUGCUUCCAAGAUCUGCAGCGACAAGCUUAUGCAUUCCAUUGGCUUUUGCUUUGGUAGACUAUUCAUUCCAUUAUAUAAAAAAACAAUUUCUUCAGCAUGUAUUGGAUUAAAAUUCAAUCUUUACACCUUGUGGGGCGGCACAUAGGUUUCGUGUAUGCUGCAAUGUUAUCCAAACGUUUUCCUACAGAGCUCUGCUGAGCCAAUUGACCAUACAUGUGCACUUUCUUGAACUUAGAAUCAUAGAAUUGUAGAGCUGAAAGGGACCCCCGCCCCAGGGUCAUCUAGUCCAACCCCCUGCAAUGCAGGAAUCUCAGCUAAAGCAUCCAUGGCAGAUGGCCAUCCAACCUCUGCUUAAAAACCUCCAAGGGAGGAGAGUCCACAGUCUCUUAUCAAAGCUGUGCUGGGUAUGUUCUGUAUGAUGGUAUGUUGGAAUUUUCACUCUAGUAUGUAAAGAUGGCUAGAGUAUUCACUGUAAUGUUAAAGGUAUGAUAUGUUCCUUACAGGCAGAGUUUAAUCUGAAACCUGACUCCCUCUACUUUAAUGAUGGCCAAAGAAGAAUCGACUUUGUUUUAGCAUAUGAAGAUGAGAGCAAAAAGCAACAUAAGAGGAGCUUUCAGAAGAAGCAAAUGGUAUGGCUUGCCUUCUUGUUUUAUGCUGCUGUUUUUUGGGGCUCCACUAUUAUGGGCAAUUUGAAGCAUCUGUUUUUAGUGAUUGCAGCUUCCAAAGGUGUACCUUCCCUUCUUUGCUUUUGUCUUUUCCCACAAAGCUGAUUCAUAGAAUCUCAAACAAAGAGAGGAUUUGCUGUUCUUCCCCUUGGCCUUUUUUUUUUUUUUUUGUCUUGAUCUUUCCAGUUGGGUUUUAUUUCUCGUAGUUGAAAGCUAUAUUAUCCCUUGAAUUCAAAUGUACUUAGUGCUGGCAUGCUCGGUUACUUUUCUGAGCGCUUGCCACAAAGAGAGGACUGAGGCCAAGAAUGAAAAAAGGAAGCUUUUAAAAGUUAUGCAUUCCGUACAGUUCCGUACAGGGACACGAGUGGCGCUGUGGGUUAAACCACAAAGCCUAGGACUUGCCUAUCAGAAGGUCGGCAGUUUGAAUCCCUGCGACGGGAUGAACUCCCGUUGCUCGGUCCCUGCUCCUGCCAACCUAGCAGUUCGAAAGCACAUCAAAGUGCAAGUAGAUAAAUAGGUACCGCUCUGGCGGGAAGGUAAACGGCGUUUCCAUGCACUGCCCUGGUUCGCCAGAAGCGGCUUAGUCAUGCUGGCCACAUGACCCGGAAGGUGUACGCCAGCUCCCUCGGCCAAUAAAGCGAGAUGAGCGCCACAAUUCCAGAGUCAGUCACGACUGGACCUAAUGGUCAGGGGUCCCUUUACCUUUACAGUUCAAUUUUUAGCUUGGUAUUGCGCUUUUGGGAUAGUACCCCUUCAGAAUGAAUCUUUGAAUGCAACCCAGAUUAAAACAAAAACAAAAACACCCUUCUCUGCACUUAGAAAACCAGCUCAUCAGAGAGACAGGAAAGCUAUCUUCUGUACUUGCUAGCUUUCUAUAGGAAGGCGUCUUUAGAAUGAGUGGAAGGGUUGUUCAACCAUCCAAUUUCCUUAUCCAAAUUUAGGUAAUAGCAGGAAGGCUAUACUAUAUAAUAUAAUAAGGUAUAAUCCUUAUUAAACCAAAAAAGAGGAAAUAAUGAACAAACGGAGACAUAAAUAGCAUAAAUAUGCCUUGGGGACCAACAAAUGGCGCCAGCUGCAUCAACAUCCUAUUUUUCAUAGGUCUCUUGUGGUCAAUCUAGUGAACCCUGGUUGCCUCAUUGUUUCCUAAUAGGUGCCACUGCAUGAUAAGCAGGAAUUCAAUAGCGGCAGUUUACUCCAAGUCUACACUGGAAAGAAUUUCCCCUGCUAGAUGUGAAUAUGUCACAUAGCUGUUAAAGGCACAAGAGCAGUUAAGGACCUACUGACCUCAAAAUACUACCUAAAAUGUGUAACUAUGCUAUUUACCUUUGAGUGACCUAUAAUUUAUAUUUUCCUCCUAGGUGACAGGAAUGCAAAUUCUUUCUUUCCUUCUUUUUGAAUUGCACUGACUCUUAACAACCAUGUUUAACUGUUGAAUAUUUCGCCUGAUCUCCUUCUUCAAUUAAACUAAGAUUACACUGUGGAGUUCCCAUGUUCUUGUUAGCUUUCCACGCAUGCCAGCUUGUGGUUUUGUUUUGUUUUAGUACUUAUCUGUUUGGUUCCCAGCAUAAUCUGCUGACAUGUCUUAGUCUUAGCAUUUUGGAUUUUUUUUGUGUUGUCAGUCCAUCAAUUUGUAUGCCACCUUUCCAAAGUUAAAACCAUGCUCAAGGCUGUUUUCAACAUAUAAAAAUACUACAUAAGUACAAUCAUAACAACAGUAGUCCAAAACAAUUUUAAAAUAUUAAAAAAUACAUAACCAAAUAGAACAAUUAAAGGAAUAUUAUUAAUUUAUGCCUGAGUUAUCUAUCUAAAAGUUCCCAGUAAGUUUUAAAAAACAGAAGUUGGUUCACUUUUUGUCUGCAUUAAGAAACCAUCAUAUCCUGUCACAUGCUUUGUAUUCCAUGACUAGUUCUGGGUUUUGAACUUGCAAAAUAUAUGCAGCCACAUGGAAAUGAAGUCAUUGGCCACCCAUAUGCAAGCAAGUAGGGUGAUGUAAAACCCACAUGACUACGCAAUCUCACACUGCCCUCCUAAGCCAGGCCAGCUAUGGUGCUAGCAGCGCCAAAGUGCAAUGAAAAUAAAAAUGGCAAUAACACCAAUUUUCUUUAGAUUGACUAAACAUGAUCCUGACCUGACCUUUCUAACCUCAACUGAGCCAUUUUCACAUUUCCAGUUUGUAGCGCAGGGCUUAGCUACACCAUAUUUGUAGCUAUGUUAAUAAGAGUUUUAGAUUAAUGAACGAGUAACCCUUCAUAACUUCAAAGGCUCCGUUCAAAAGUAACACUGAAACUCAGUUUGGGACUAGAGGAAUAAGUCCUGUGCUCAUGUGCAUCUCCUCUUCCUCUCUCUCUCCUUUCCUCAAAUACUUGGUUUUGAUUAAGUGCUUUCUCUUUAGCACAAACCAUAGUUUUCUCUUACAUUUAAACCAGCAAACUAUGAUCUGCAUUUGUCCUCCAAAAUAUGCAACCCCAGUUCUUGUACAAAUCCUUUAAUUACUACCGUUACUCACUUUUGAUAGUCCGGGAUAGGGAGCUAAGGAACCCCUUAUCUGGAGCAUGUGUGUGUAGUGGACAGAGAAAACUUUCUUUUGUUCUGCUGAUGACUGCAGGGAGAUUUGCACCUCCACCUUCUGCCUAGAGAGGUCAGCCUCUGAGGACUGCAAGGAGCUUGUAUCAGCACUAAAGUCAGCAGCAGAAAGGCUACAAUGAUAAGCAUAAAAGGAGGAGAAUCUCCUCCACACUGCUCUGUGUGAACAUUGCUGCUGAAUCUUAAAAGUUUCUACUGGCUAUUAUUUCAGUCUCUGCCCCUUGACUGCAACAACUGUAGUCAUUGCCCCAUUAACACUUGAUUCUCUUAAGAUGCUAUAAUUCUGAUUCUAAUUCUGGUAGCUAAACUGGACUUAAUAGCAAAUUGCCAACAGGGAGGUAAUGCCACAUAUAAUGCUUGUGGAGCCCUCCCAAUAAAAUAAUAAAAUAAAACCAAAGGAUUGGAUCCCAUGUAACACCAAGCUAAACCAUGGUUUGGCAUUACAUGACCAAGCCUCAGGCUUGUGCUUCCUCUCUCACCCCUAUCUCUCUUUCCUCUUACAUGGCAAGCCUAAUUAGCUACAGUAUUUUCUUCUUGGCAUAUACCAUUGGCAUAUACCAUCAUUAUCUCGGAACUGGCAGCCUAUGGUUUGCACUUGUCCUCGCUCCAAAGCAGGAUGGUUGGUUGGUGUCAGGGAACUGCCAUCGGACGGAAGGGAGGUGAAAGGGCUCACACAGGUUGGGAGAGACGCAGCAGCUGAAGAGGAAACCAACAGGGAGGUGAAAGGGCUCACACAGGUUGGGAGAGACGCAGCAGCUGAUGAGGGAACCAGCAGGGGAGAGGAGCUGAGCUGGAGGGAUGGCUCAGAGACACUUCCAGCGAAAACAGUGGAGAGGUUUCAGGACCUCCUGUAAGAACACCCACUCCUCGCCGGAAACUGUCACGCAGAGAUUCCAGAAGACGUGUUUCCGUUAAGGAGCUUUUAUGUUGGAAGCGAUUACGAAAGCAACCACUGUCGGAAUCUGCUAGUGACUAGAGUAGCCAUGUCUGAGGGGCUCUGUCACAGACAGAGGUUUGUGGACUUGAACAAACUCUGAGGGGAUACGAUUUUACGCACAAGCAGCUCAUCAUCCCGACACAGCAUUCCGACAGUCUUUGAAAGCAGCUUGUGCAGGAGAAGGUAUCAUGAGCAACCCAGCCGGAACCGGAGAAGCAGGAGCUGGAGCGGGUCCAAGCCUGGAAGAAAGGUACCAGAUGUUGGAGGUCCAGCUAGCGAUGCAGACGGCGAGGCUUGAGGAGAGGAGGGCUCAGGAUGCAGACAAAGGGGGAAAGCCACCCAGUUCGCCAGAAAGGUACCAGGAUUGGUGCAGAAGUUUGGGGGAGCCCAAAACUAUCAUGGUUUUCGGACAGAAAUGCAAUAUGCCCUCAAUCUGCAGUUUGAUGAAUUCCUGACGAGGAAUCACGAGUGGCUUUCGUGAUUGAGCAUCUUGAAAAGGGGGCGAGAGACUGGGUUAGACCCCUGAUGGCAGCGAAUAGUGACGUCUUAAAAGACACGAUGAAGUUCUUUCGCGCCAUGGAUCUGAUGUUUUCCAGCGAUAUUGAAAAGGGAGUGGUGCGCAGACAGUUAAUGGGUUGCAAACAGGGGAGCCGAUCUGUCCGUGAGUACUGGACUGAGUUCACCAUGCUUGUUCACAGAUUGGGGUGGGACUUAUCGGCGGAACCCAUUCAAAUGCUCUUUGAAGAAGGGCUUUCUUCGGCUGUGAAAGACGAACUUUCCCGGGCGCCCAGGGCGGAGUCUAUGGACCAGCUGACCAAAUCAGCACUGGCCAUAGGAGCGCGCCAGGAGGCGAGAGCAUUGGAGAGGCGGGAAGGGAAAGGGGAACGUUGGAAGGAGUUCCGCAUUCCAGACAUUCCAGAGCCAACUUUCCCACCGGCAGAGCCGAUGGAAAUCGGAACAGCGCGUGCGCGCAGUUUCAAAGCCCAGUGAGGGGCAAAGAAGGAGGGAAAAGGCGCCCGGAAAUGCUAUCUCUGCCAACAGCCAGGUCACUUUGCCAGAGUCUGCCCCCAGAGGAAAGAAUGGCAAGGGAUGGUAGGGGCUGUGGAUGGAAGAGAGGAAAAUAUACCGGAGCAAGUAAAAGCCAACGCCUGGCUGCCACUGUCAGGGCACAGCAGCCAGGCCAAAGAGCAGUGAGAGUGCCCACGCCAGAACCUCCUAAACCCGCCCUAGUGAUAGAAGUGACGCUAGAGCUGCCAAACGGACACCCUCUAAAGAUAAAGGCGCUGUUGGACUCAGGCAGCUCCUGCAAUUUCAUGAGCAAAGAGUUUGCAGCUGAACACCAGAUACAGACAAUCCUUUAAGCAGCCCCCUGCAGGUGACCACGAUCGAUGGCAGGGAGCUGUUGGGUGGAGAAGUCAGCUUGCAGACCGUCCCAAUGAUAAUGAAGGUAGCAAGGCACACCGAACUGAUAGCUUUUAAUGUGGCCACCUUGGGAGGAGCUCCCAUUAUAUUGGGGAUGAGCUGGCUAGCGUUACAUGAUCCGCUGGUGGGCUGGCAUCAGAGAGUGGUUUCUUUUGGUUCAGCACAUUGCUUAGAACACUGCAAAGAGGGAAAGGGUUUGGCAGGGGUCCAAGCCACCCUAGCAGGGACUGAAGUAACAGAGAACGUGAAGGUACCACGACAAUAUGCAGAUCUCCGUGACGUCUUCAGCGAAAGGGAAGCUGACCAACUACCCCCGCAUAGACCCUUUGACUGUCAAAUCAACUUACUCCCUGGAGCACAGCUCCCUGUAGGCAAGCUGUACGCCAUGUCAGACAGAGAGAUGCAGGAGUUAAGAGAGUUCAUUGACAAGAACCUGAAGAGAGGGUUCAUCAGAGAGUCCAGGGCGGUGGGGGCAGCCCAGUGUUUUUUGUGGAUAAGAAAACACGAACAAGCCGAGGCUGGUGUGUGACUUCAGGGCCUUAAAUGCAGUGUCAGAACCAGUAGCCUUCCCUAUGCCCAGGAUUGACGACAUUUUGACAAGGGUGCGGAAGGGAAAGAUUUUUACAAAGCUGGACCUAAGGGGGGCGUACAACCUGGUACGAAUAAGGAAGGGGGAUGAAUGGAAAACCACUAUGUUCACCCCUUUAGGGGCAUUUGAAUAUUUGGUUAUGCCCUUCGGCCUCCAAGCAGGCUCCGCAACCUUUCAAUCGUUUAUGAACCACGUCCUGGGGCCUUUGCUUUACAAGAAUUGUGUGGCCUUUUUAGACGACGUGUUGGUGUAUUCUGAGAAUGAGGAGCAGCAUGUGAGAGACGUCAGAGAAGUGUUGAGCAGGCUGCAAGCCAACCAGCUGUGGGUGAAACUGGAGAAGUGUCAGUUUCAUACCAAGGAGGUGGAAUUCCUGGGGUAUCGCCUGUCAGACAAGGGAUUGGCCAUGGAUCCCGGCAAGGUCCAGGCUGUGCUGGAAUGGAAAGCACCCAAAACAAAGAAGGAUGUGCAGAGGUUCCUAGGAUUUGGGAACUUCUAUCGUAAGUUCAUCCGAAACUUUGCCCACCUGACGGCGCCCACUACGGACUGUCUCAGCAGUAAGAAGAAGUUCGUGUGGACUGAGGAGGCGGAGCGCGCAUUUGAGGACCUUAAAGGGCCUUCGCCUCGGAACAACAACUCCUGCAUGUGGAUUUACAAAAACCGAUGAGAGUGGAAACUGACGCAUCAGACAGAGCGAUUGGGGCGGUGCUUCUGCAGCCAGGCAAGAAGGGGUCAGAGUGGAGACCGUGUGCCUUUUUUCGCGAAAGCUGAACAAAUCCGAGAGGAACUACACGGUGUAUGACCGAGAACUACUAGCCAUUCAUGAGGCGUUCCGGAGAUGGAGGCACCUGCUAAUUGGCGCACAACAUAAGGUGCAAGUGUGCACUGACCACAAGAACCUAGAGUAUUGGAGGACGGCACGAGUGCUCAACCAACGGCAAGUGAGAUGGGCCCAGGAGUUCUCCAAAUUUAACUUUGAGAUUAGUUACGUGCCAGGCCCAGAGAACAUUAGGGCGGACGCUCUCUCACGCAAACCUGAAUAUUUGGAGGGGAGGGGGCACCGAAGAGAGACAUGUCAUUCCAGAAGACCGCUGGGUGUGUGGGGCGGCAUUGGUGGGACAAAGAGAACUGGUAGAGGAAACAGAGAAUGAUGAAUACGCCCAGAAUAAGCUCAGAGGUCUUAGGGGUGAUGGAGAGGAACCAGGGGGUUUCGAGGAAAGAAAUGGAGCUUUGUAUUACAAAGGGGCACUGUAUAUCCCUGAAGGAGAGUUAAGGGGAGGGUACUCAAGCAGUUGCACGACAGCCCUACGGCGGGGCAUUUUGGACAACACAAAACCAUGUGGUUGGUCACCAGGGAAUUUUGGUGGCCUAAGGUGAGGGAAGAUGUACGUGAGUAUGUAAGAGGGUGCGAGCAAUGCCAGCGAGCCAAAGGGGAAAGGCGGGCGCCGGCGGGGCUAUUAGAACCCUUACCAACCCCAGAACGACCUUGGGAGGCAGUGUCGAUAGAUUUUAUGACUGAUCUGCCGAAGUCCAAAGGGAAAACAGCCAUCAUGGUGGUGGUAGACCUACUAACAAAGAUGUGCCACUUUGUAGCUUGCUCGCAUGCAGUCACGGCGGAAGAGACAGCGAAGUUAUUUGUAGAAAACAUUUUUAGGUUGCACGGGGUGCCAUUGAGGGUGGUCUCAGACCGAGGAAAACAAUUUACUUCCAGGUUCUGGAGGAAGCUCAUGAGCUUACUGCAGGUGGAGGUCAAUUUUUCGACUGCCCGGCACCCUGAAACCAACGGGCAGGCGGAAAGAGCAAACGGUGUCCUCCAGCAAUACCUGAGGUGUUAUGUCAAUGACAGAGAGAAUGACUGGGUAGAAAAGUUGGCGCUGGCGGAAUUUGCCUACAACAAUGCCGAGAAUGUGUCCACAGGGAUGAGCCCCUUCUUGGCUAAUUAUGGGUGUCAUCCCAGGGCUUUCCCAGGGGAGAGGGGGAGAGAUGGAGCGUCCCGGCAGCCGAGCAUUUUGUGGAAGAAAUGGAAGCAAUCCAUCGUCAGCUCCAACUCAACUUAGAAAGGGCGAAGGAAGAAUACAAGAGGCAGGCAGACAAGAACCGAAGGGAAGGUGAAACCAUAAGGGUGGGAGAUAGGGUGUGGCUGUCAACCCAAGGGUUGCCGUUCAAAGGAGGUUGUAAGAAAUUAAGACCCAGGAGGUUGGGUCCCUUUGAGGUCAUUCAACAGGUCAACCCAGUGGCUUUCAGGCUCCGGUUACCCAACCACAUGAAACUGCACCCAGUAUUUCACAGGUCGUUACUGUCACCGUACGAAGGGGGACGAGAAGGGCUGGCCACUCGGGGACGGGUCGUAGAAGAAAGAGAAUGCAGCAGCCAUGUGGCAGAAAUCCUCGACGCCAGGUGGAAGGGGGAUCAGGUGGAGUAUUUGGUAGCGUGGGAAGGAGAACCGGAGUCAGAAAACACUUGGGUAAUGGCUGAAGAUAUCAAUGACGAGGUAUUGAUAGAAACGUUCCAUCAAAGGUUCCCAAGGAAACCUCAGCCUGUAGAGAGGUUCCGGAGGGAAUACUUUGGGACCACUGAUGAAGGGGAGGAGUUGGAAGGAUUCCCGGACUCGGAAGGGGAAGGGGAGAUGGACUCUGAGGAGGAGGUGUACUUCGCGACCAGGACCCGCCACAGGGGGCGAGACGUGUUCGAGACAGCGGAAGAUGAAGGAAGUUCCUUCCGGGGUUUUGCCUCCUCACCGCCCGUAGAGGAGGGGGCGAGAGGGGGUGAAGGGGGCCCUGGAGGGGAGGUGGAUGUCAGGGAACUGCCAUCGGACGGAAGGGAGGUGAAAGGGCUCACACAGGUUGGGAGAGACGCAGCAGCUGAAGAGGAAACCAACAGGGAGGUGAAAGGGCUCACACAGGUUGGGAGAGACGCAGCAGCUGAUGAGGGAACCAGCAGGGGGAGAGGAGCUGAGCUGGAGGGAUGGCUCAGAGACACUUCCAGCGAAAACAGUGGAGAGGUUUCAGGACCUCCUGUAAGAACACCCACUCCUCGCCGGAAACUGUCACGCAGAGAUUCCAGAAGACGUGUUUCCGUUAAGGAGCUUUUAUGUUGGAAGCGAUUACGAAAGCAACCACUGUCGGAAUCUGCUAGUGACUAGAGUAGCCAUGUCUGAGGGGCUCUGUCACAGACAGAGGUUUGUGGACUUGAACAAACUCUGAGGGGAUACGAUUUUACGCACAAGCAGCUCAUCAUCCCAUCACAGUUGGAUAUAAUUGCAAAUCACUUGCCAGAUUUGGAUGAUACUGCAAACCAUGGCUUGCCUCAAACCAAGAUGCAACUAAUGAAACAGACUGCAUGAAGGACAGAAGAACUGCAUGAGCCAAACCACUCUACAAAGUGGCUCAGUAUAUUGUAGAUUUAUCAUGAGAUACAGACCAGAGAACAUCCAGUUUACCAGGAUCUGAAGAGCCUGAUUUCAUAAGUAAAUAGUCUUUUACUGACUCACUUGUACCAUUCAAAUACAGUAAUUCAAAUUUAGUUUGGCUGCUUGACAAAUUGAGAAGUUGUUUGAACACUUUUCUUUAACGCAAAGAGAAAACUUUCUUUUCCGGUCCUAUAAAACAAUAGUGUGAAUCGGUAUGACUAAUUUGACCCAACAACCCCCACCCUCUUGCACACAUGAAAAAACCUCACUGCAGUCAACCAAAUGCAAUCAGCCAUGCUCUGGGCACUCCAGUGUCUCACACUGCCAACAAAAACAAACAAAUAAAAAAAGAACCUAUCCAUGUGACACUGAUGUAAAAACUCCAAACAUGCACUAUGCAAAAGAAUGAAAUAUCAUGACCCUCUUUCUUUCUCCCACCUCUUUCUCCCCACCUCUUUCUCCCCCAAACUCAAAAUUCCUAUGAUAGCAGUGUCUCACACUGAAUGUAACUGACCUGUAGAACAGACUUUAUGAACUGAAAACGUGGUCUGUGUUAUUUAUGGAAUUAUCUCUUAAAAUUCAGGAUUGUUAUAUAUUUACUUUUGUUCUGUUUUAUGAACAAUGUCUGUUUGUAAGAAAAACGCCUGCUUCGCACUCAGUGGCAAACCCAUACUUGCCACCUUGCACAUUCACAGAACCAUGGCCAACGCCAGCUCCCUGACUUGUGUGCUUAUAGAACGCACACAUGUUCAAACAUAUACAUGUGUUUGCUGUAUGGAUUCAUUACAUUGUGUGUGCAGCUUAAUAUUUUGAUGUGCGAAACAGAUGCAAAGAAAGCCAGAUUCUAAAGCUCCUUGAUGAUAAGUUAAACACAGUGAUUUGUUCUUUUUGCACAAAGACCUUGUUGCAUUUCUGUUGGGAAUAUGAAUUGUUAUGCUCUUCGUGGGGAAAAAAUAAAAUCUUGAACUAUUUUUCAAUCGAUUUCAACAGAGGAAGAGGCUAGCAUAUGAAUCUAACUUGAUAAACUGCGGUUUGCAGCUUGAAGCAACAAGUUCGGUGAGUGCAGCUUCCUUUGUACUUUUGGCAAAGUGUGAACUUUUUCAUCAAAAGGGGAGAAAAUGAAUUUGUAUGGAAGUGGCAUUGAAAUCUAUCCAGGUGCUUGCAUUUUUUCACACCAUUCUCUCUUUAAUCUGGCAAUAGUGGGUGGGGGGAAACUCAACUCCCUCUUAGUUAUAGAUACAGUGGUACCUCUGGUUACGUACUUAAUUCGUUCCGGAGGUCUGUUCUUAACCUGAAACUGUUCUUAACCUGAAGCACCACUUUAGCUAAUGGGGCCUCCUGCUGCCGCUGCACUGCCGCUGCGCAAUUUCUGUUCUCAUCCUGAAGCAAAGUUCAUAACCCGAGGUAAUAUUUCUGGGUUAGCGGAGUCUGUAACCUGAAGCGUAUGUAACCUGAAGCGUAUGUAACCCAAGGUACCACUGUAUUCUAUUUCUCAGGUGUGUGUGGCAAAUCAAUACAUUCAGAACACUUGGUUUGAAGUGGGUUUAGUUGCACAAAAGAAUGUCUCAAAUGUUACAGCAAAGAGAGGUGCCUGCACUUUCACCAUGGGAGAACCAUGCCUUUUCUGUUAUGUUUUAAUGGCGCUGUCCCUUCCACCGAAAUGAAGAGGAAAAGCAGCUUACGCAAGAGCUCUUGUCUGCACACUGCAACACAGUCAGUGCUCUGGUUCAUAGUGUACCUUCUCCACAGCAAGUUAAUCUGCUUUUAUCUGAAAUAGUGUAGAUUUGUAAUGCUUGCAGAGUAUUUCUGUCUUGUCAACUGCUCCUUCUAGUGUUCCUGCAUAACUAUUAGAAGUUCAUUCUGUUUCUGCACUUGCUGGGCUAUUAUGGGAUGACUCUACGGUUGCUAGAAAUGAAGUGAUAUGGUUCAGCCUCUCUAACCCCCUAUGUUAUUCUACCUUUUUUUAAGGAAAAAAAAUCAGAUAAAAAUUGCAGAGUUUCUCACUUAUGCACAACAAUCAUGCCUUCUUUCAGAUUUCCAUCCACCCAUAUUGCUGAAAUAUAGUAAGCCGAAGAGAGAAAAAUUACCCCUCUUCAAACCGGCACAAUUUACAGUGCCUCUACCAAUUCCCAGAUAUUUUAUAUUGUGGACAAUGAAGGUCAGCUGCAUAUAUUACAUGUGGCAAGUGAUAAAAAUCAAGAGCAAAUCAAGCUUUAGAGCCAACUUGGUCAUAUUUAUGACCGUAUGUCAUUUUUAUGCUAGUGUCAUCAACUGGCAUUGUUCAUCAAUCAAAACAUUUAGAAACAGCAACCUUGCCCUCAGAGGUAAAUUUUGUAAUCACAACUAGUAAUAGAAUUUCUUUAUACAACUUUGUUUAUAACAUGCUCGAUGGAUUUAUUGACUUAAAACAAGACAGUUAUUUGUCCCUUUAAUAGACACUUUUCUCCAGUGAAAACCUAUAUCUCCUUUUCCAUGGAGCUUAGUUUGUGCCAGGGCUUAAACUCACAAAUCUACUUUCAAUGCCAGGUCUCAGCCUCAAAACAAUGAAACAACAAUAAAGCCAAAAAGUGCCUCUGGGUAUCUUUACCAUACCUUCUGAUCAUCUUUGAAUCAUCAGAAGAAGUGAUGGGUAAAGUCCUCAUGACUUACCUUACACUUAACACAUGCAUACCUGCAAACUCCUAGACCUCUUUGCAUCUUCUUCCUUUCCCUUCUCUCAGGCCUACUUGGAGGAAUGAGGGAUGCAGAAGGAGAAGCAAUAUUGGACGCUGCAUGGUCUCUUUCUCUUUCCCUCUCCAUCCAUCUCUCUGUGUGUGCAUGGAUGCCUAGCAGACAGCAACCCAAGCUCAAGGAUAGAAGUAUUGUAAGAAAGACAAGCAGCCAUGUUGAAAUAGAAAUUUCCUGGCUCUCCCUCAGGAAAUAGCUACUUCUUCAUUGAACACCAAUCUUUCCUAUUCACAAUUUAAUCCCCGAAGAACCAAUAGUGUGCCAGGUUAGGGGAGGAUGAUGACUUCCAGCAGGCCUUGCACUCUUAAAAAAUAAGCACCACCUUUCCAGUUGUGAUCUUAUGAUGCUCCUACUGUUAUUGGUGUGUCAAGUGCAGGAGAACUUCUCAGCUGAGUUUGUCCAAAAAUGUCCCUGAGUAGUCCUUUGCUGGUAAUGGCUUAAAACAGUGAUGAAAUUUUAUCUAUGAAUAUCCAUUCACUGCAGGUUGUGGAUGAAAAGCUUAUAUUUGUAAAAGUGCACGCACCUUGGGAAUUGCUGUGCAGCUUUGCUGAAAUUAUGCACAUCAAAUUGCCCCUGCAACCCAAUGACCUGAAAACCCGUGACUCACCAUUUAAGUGGAUUACCAGAUUCUUCAGUGUGGAUGAAAAUAUCAUCAAACCAGAGCAGGAGUUUUUCACUGCGCCAUUUGAAAUCGACCGUCUGUCAGACUUUUACAUACAGGACAAGGACACUUUCUUCAAUCCAGCAACCAGGAGCCGGAUAGUAAGUUCCCAACAUUUACAUAAGGAUGAAUUUACUUUCUGUUGGUGUAAAUAUCUAGGCCGGUUUUUUUCCCUAGCUGUUUUGAGCAUCAGACCAGCCAAACAAUGCGCGAACAAUGUUUUGCACCAUACAAUCAGUCUCUGGGGAUGGGUUGUAGCUUGGAGAAGGUUCAUUACUUGGAGAAGGGCCAAAUCUCAGGGAGAGAACUCCUGCUUUGUUGUGCAAAAGGUCCUCAGUUCACCCUCUGGUGUCUCUACGUUGAGCUUGAAAAUGCUUCUGUUUGAAACAUUGGAAAGCCUGCUGUCAAACAACGAACAGAAUACUGAGUUACAUGGACCAAUGGUCUGAGUCAGUAUAAGGUAACUUCCCAUGUUCCUCUGACUUUGGUUCAAAUGAGAACUUUUGGCUCAUUCUGCUGUGGGAGUUUUUAAUCCGACAACUUUUCUUGGUCUUUAUCAAGUACAUACAGUGGACGCUCGGGUUGCGAACGUGAUCCAUGCGGGAGGCACGUUCGCAACCCGCAGCGCCAUGUCUGGGCAUGUGCGGGUUGUGAUUCAAAGCACAAUUUAGUGCUUUUGUACAUGCGCGAGCGCCCAAACCCGGAAGUAACCCAUUCCAGUACUUCCGGGUUUCGCCACAUCCGUAACCCAAAAACGUGCAACCUGAAGCAGCUGAGGUAUGACUGUAGUUAUGUGAGCAAAUGUAGCCUGUGGGCCAGACAUAGGCAAACUCAGCCCUCCAGAUGUUUUGGGACUACAGCUCCCAUCAUCCCUGACCACUGGUCCUGUUAACUAGGGAUGAUGGGAGUUGUAGUCCCAAAACAUCUGGAGGACCGAGUUUGCCUAUGCUUGCUGUGGGCCAUGACUUACACAUAUUGUCCCCUGCAGCUUCUGUGCCUUCAAGAAAACUACUCUGUCACAAUCACAAAUGUUUUAGCUCAGAAGUGUUCCCAUCCUGAGAAAACUCCUUAAUUCCACUUUUAAUUUUAAUUUUGGUAGAUUUACAAAAAGGAAAGCACACCAAUAAAUAAACUUUAGAAAGGCGAACAUUAGAUGCAGACGCACAAAGCAUUUUUUUAUUUAAAAAAAGUCAAGACUCCUUGUGCUCUGCUCUUCUCCCCCUUUCUUCCUGCCCAGGGCAGCCCUGCCCUCUGCCUGCCCCUCAAAGCUGGUGCAUCACACAGGGCUGGGCCACAGCAGCUACAGUCUCUCUUGCCCACACUCAAGCAGUGUCUGCAAGCUGCCCAAGUGAGGAGACCGACAGCAGCAGCAACGGAGAGGCCAUGGAGAAGCAACAGGAUGCUCCAUUGCAGCCACAAUCACCGUCUUGUGGGACAAGUGCCAUCUCAUCUUCCUCCCCAAGUUCAGCAGGAGUAGAACUGGUGGGGAAAAUAGGGAUAUUCCAAGAUAAAAUCAGAAUCCAGGAUGGCUUUCGUAAUUCCAGGAUUGUCCCUGAAAAAUCAGGACACUUGUGGUGGGUAGCUCAGUUCUGCAAGUGACAACAGGAGUCUGGCUGAAGAAUGUGAGAGUUAGAAGGAGCAGGGGUGCCCCAUCACCCUUACUCCACUCACUGCAACCUGAAGUAGGAUUGAGUCAGGAGGAAAGUUCCUUGCUGGGCAGAGAAGCCUCUCUCUGUCCAUUUGCCAAGUUCCUGCUUCCAUUUCCUUUCUCCCUGAUUCACAGCGUAAACCUACCUCCCAUUUCAGAAUAUCUGUUCAGGCUACUUGCCCACUUCAGUGGUUUUCAUUUAGUAGUAAUACUUAAGGAACACUAUGUAUACUGCUCCAUGAACUGCCAUUUUAGGAUUAAUAAUGUGCCUGAUUAGCACUAUUAAGUAUACAUCAGAAGUGAAUUUGUAAAAGUCGGUCCCCUUUUGCAGGUUGGGAGUCGGCGGUGGGUCUUUAGUCUGGACCAGUUGGAGACCACUGAUCAAGACAAUGCAUAAUUUUAGACACUCCUACCACAUGAUAGAUGUCCCCUGAGCUUAUCCUGGUCUGAUUCUUCAUUAAUAAAGAACUUUGGGGGUUUUUUCAGGUUCACUUUAUUCUUUGCCGUGGGGAAUAUGCUAUAAGAGACAACGUGAGAAAGUUUGGAAUCAAUAAGCUACUGGACUCUGGGAUCUACAAAGCAGCUUUUCCGCUCCAUGAUGUAAGUCCAAUAUUUUUAAAAAGUGCCUUUCUGAAAAACCAAAGAAACAACCCUGCAAUCCUAUAAAUAAUCCUAGAAACAAUGAUACAAAAGGUUCUAUAGAAGCCAAUAAGAAAAUACUAGCUGGGCUUUUAGCUGUUUGUGGAACAUUCAUCCUGAUUUGCUUGUGCAAAAACUGCAAGGAGGCUAAAAAAAAAUUAACUACGUAUUUAGCAUUCAUUCUGAUUUGUUUGUGGGAAGGUAAUAUUAAUGUUUCAUCAAGGAAUUAUCAUCAUACACUUUCCAGUGCAUUUCGCUUAUCACAAAAAGCCUGAUUUGGGGGUGGGGAGUGAAUUUGUUGCACAACAUCUCCAAAGCAAUUAUAAUUGCUCUACCUGAAUAUGUCAGUAUGUGAUUGACACCCAAAAUCACACCCAAAAAUCAUAGCAGUCUGGAAGCACCCUGUAUGCCAAAUUGUGGCCUGUCUCUUUUGCAGCUAUUUCAGUGGACAAACAAUACAUUUUCUGGAAUAUUGCAAAAGUGACAUAUACCAUAUUUUUCCAUGUAUAAGAUGCCCCCAUGUAUAAGAUGACCCCUAUUUUUGAGCCCAAAAUUAAGAAUAUUUAAUUGCAACGUUCCGUGUAUAAGACGACCCCCAAUUUUAAACUUAAAAAAUGUAGGGAAAAUAUAGUCUUAUACACUGAAAAAUACAGUAUAUAUUUUAUACACAGCUUUAACAAAGUCACUACCUGGCUUUUGCCCUCAGUGUCUUUACAAGAAUUAUGUAUAUUUAGAGCAGUCUGUGCAAAAUACCAUCUAGUAUUGGGGAAUAUAUUGGCCCAUGGACCAAAUAACAAAAGUAAUUAUGCUUAGCGUCAUAUGAAGGAAGAUUCUGAACCUUUUAAAAGUACUCGGAUGGAGUAAAAUGGUUAUUUUAAACCUCAGUGAAUAAGACAAAGAAACAAUAGGAUUAUUUCUCUAUACGUUUUCUUAUUUUCAAGCUGCAACAAAAGAUGAAAACCCAGGCUUUAUUUUCAGGAAGUUUUUUUUAUAUCUUCCAUGUUGGUUUUGAAAUAGAAUUCCUGAGCUCUGAGUUGGCUUUAUUCUUUAGCCGUGUACAUUUUCCCUCCUUUCUUUUAACUCAGAGAUGCCAAUUUGACCCAUGCUUGUGGCGGGUAGCUUUUGCCGCUUAGACUCACAGUAGAGCUUUCUCCCUUGACUAGUGCAAUCAUCUCUCCCAAGGUUGUCAACUAUUCUUUGAGCUGAAAUAAAACUGGUGUUAUGAAACCUUUAUUUUCAGUAACGAUGGCUCUCUCAAAGGUGAAAACUCUUAAUUUUAUAUAUCUUUAUUAUUUGUAAACAGAAUCUUUUCGUGAGGUAAUGCUUUAUCAUCCAUCUUUGUGCUUUUGCCCUUCUAGACUGCGGUGUUUUGUGAUUCACAUGUUUUGUUCUUCGCUCUUCUUUUUUUGGCUACGUUUGCACUUUUUGAAAAUAAAUAAAUAUAAUAUAAAAAAUAAAAUGCAACUAGUGUGACACUGAUUCAUCACAUGGUGCUGGGCCUCAGUGACAUCAUCAUAAUCACCAUCAUCAUAUAUAUUUUUUAUACCCCGCCCUCCCCGGCCAGAGUCGGACUCAGGGUGGCUAACACCAAUAAAAUUACAAUAAAACAUAAUGGGGGGAGGGACAAACCCCCCCCCCCGUUUGUUAAAAUACGGGUUAAAAUAUAAUUUAAAAUGCAGCCUCAUUUUAAUAGUAGUCCAUAAAUCAAAACCAUAAGGGGAGGGAAACAUAAGGGUUAUACUGAGUCCAAACCAAAGGCCAGGUGGAACAACUCUGUCUUGCAGGCCCUGCAGAAAGAUGUCAAGUCCCGCAGGGCCCUAGUCUCUUGUGACAAAGCGUUCCACCAAGUCGGGGCCAGUACUGAAAAGGCUCUGGCCCUAGUUGAGGCCAAUCUAACCACCUUGUGGCUUGGAACCUCCAAAGUGUUGUUAUUUGUGGACACUUAAGGUCCUCCGCAGGGCAUAUCAGGAGAGGCGGUUCUGUAGGUAUGGCAGCAUCUUCUCCUCAAGAGAGGAGGCUGGCAGUAGCAGCCAGGGAAAGACCAUGGAGAGGCAACGAGAUGCUCCCUUGCCGCCACUGCUUGAGCGCAGGCUCAAUCUCCUUCCUGAGCUCAGCAGCAAGAGCACUGGAGGGGGAAAUAGGGACAUUCCAGCAUCAAAUCAGAAGCCAGGAUGGCUUUCGUAAUUCCUGGGCUGUCCAUGGGAAAUCAGGGCACUUGGAGGAUAUGCCAUCAUCCCUGACCGUUUGCCACGCUGAGUGGGACUGAUGGGAGCUCAAGAGUCCAGCAGCUCCUGGAGGGCACCAGGUUGAAGAAGACUGUUCUACUUAAUAUCUCUUAUAAUUCAGAGGAAGCUAGAAAUAGCCUCAGACAUUCACAUGUCAAAACGGGCAGCAUUAACCGUCUCUGUGGUUUUUUUCGGCAUAGUAUGGGAAGCUUCUGUGUCAAUUGCAGCAGCUACCAGGAAAUCAUUUAUGACUGCUGCGGCACAUUACAGCAGCAGCAUUACAAAAAUAAUGAUGAUGAUAAAACAUCAGAUUGUAGUUUCCUCUAAAUGAAAAAUGGUGUAAUUUGACCCUCAGGCAUUUCCUGGUAGGCCCUGCAAACGCUACAAGAGAAGCGAUUCCAUUUUUGAGCAGGGGACUGAAGAACAGCUAACAUUAAAAAGGCAUGACAUGAACUGUGCCUUCAAGGAGGUGGGAAUUCUUUAAUUAUCCACUCAAUACUCUGUUUCACAGUCAAGAUUCAACUACAAGUCACAGGAUCCCAACUGUCCAAAUGAGCGGUAUCUGCUGUACAGAGAAUGGGCUCACCCUCGAAAUAUUUUCAAGUUACAGCCCUUAGAUCUUGUCAGGUAGGUAUGGACAAGCAUGAGAGAGGCUGAAAGUCCUCUUCCAAUGUGAUCCCUCCCUGCUCCAUAUAUAAUCAUUAUUCGUAGAGAAAACAUGCAGAGUGCAGGUAGCUUAGUCAAGUCACCUUAAUUUGUUUCUCUUGAUGUUCCUUGGAGACAGUUUGAUUUUAUAUAAUCAUCUACUGCUUACAUAUUUGUGAGAAUGUUCAAGAUGCCUAAAUAUAUUUGUGUAAUGAAUAAGAAAACCAAGGUCCCACUUGGAAGUUAUCUCAAAGCCAUGUAAUUUGCAGCACAAUUCUAUGCAUGUCUAUCCACCGUAUACCCCUUCUCAUUCAGUGGGGCUUACUCCUGAGUCAUUGUCUAAGACUGCAUUGGAUUGCAGUUUUCAUGCAACUGAAUUAUUUGUUUCUUGAUAUUUAUAAUUGACCUUAUCCCUAACACUGUAGCAUAAAUGGAAAUCUUUGAAACCAGGUUUCUAAAAAAUGAAAUAAAUAUGUUAAACCCCCCCCCCAAAAAAAAAUGUUAAGCAAAAGCUAUAAAAACAGCCCUAAACCAAAAAUUACCAGGCUUACACGUCAGCAUAAUUACAAAAUAAGGAGGUUUCACAUUAGUAGAGAAUCCAACUGUGGAUAUUAUACAAAUUUUAACACAAGUGAAAUUGUUAUUGUGGUGCUCUGAUAGAGUUCCUUUGGGACAAGGUUCCCAAGGUUUCUUAACAUCUGUGUGACAAGCAGAAAUUUAAAAGACAAAAUGUAUUUUCUAUUUCUGUACCUCUGUGCCAGGAAGUGUCUUGUUAAACUUGCUAGGGCAAAAGAAAAAAGAUGGCAUCGCUGCUUCUGAAUGCUCUUGGAGAUCAUUCAUAAACACAGAAAAUGAGGCCUCAAGGUUCAAUUCCUUUAAGGCAGGCUUCCUCAGCCUCGUCCCUCCAGAUGUUUUUGGCCUACAACUCCCAUGAUCCCUAGCUAGCAGGACCAAUGGUCAGGGAUGCUGGGAAUUGUAGUCUCAAAACAUCUGGAGGGCCGAGGUUGAGGAAGCCUGCUUUAAGGAAUCUGGAAGCACAAAACUGAUGGCAGUACACAAUGAUCCAUGCAUGUCAGCAUUAAGUAUAAGGAGUUUCUCACUUCCCCAAAUUAUUGGAUUGAGAGGAAAUGUUCAUAGUUUCUAAAUAUGUGUUUUUAUCUGCAGGAAAUAUUAUGGGGAGAAAAUUGGAAUCUAUUUUGCCUGGCUAGGAUUCUAUACUCAGAUGUUACUCCUGGCAGCAGUUGUUGGACUCGGGUGCUUUUUGUAUGGCUAUUUCAUGAAGGACAACUGCACUUGGAGGUAACCUGCACCAGUUCAUGUCGUUCACAUUGGAUAUGAUCCAACAUGCAUAUGAUCCAGCAUAAAGAUCCAAAUCUCAUUAAGUGGACCAUACCCAAAAAAUAAUUUGUUGUUCCAGAGUUCAACAGAACUCAGUAGGAUUUUCAGUGCAAUCUCAAACAUAUCAACUCAGAAUUCAAUGGGGAUUACUCUCAAGUCAGUGGGGUUGAGACCGCAGCCUAAAUUACGAGCAUGCAUGUAUAGGAUUGCACUGUUUGUUGUUUUAUAAUAACAUACGAAUGGUCAAGUUAUUGUUUAAGUGUUCAAACAUAUUUUGAAAGAUUAGAAAAAGUUGCCACCUCUUUUGCUACUGAGGAACCACAUUCACAGACUUUCCAAGUGUCCCUAUUUUCCAGGGACAUCCUGAUUUAGAGAAGCCGUCCUGGUUUCUGAUUUGAUCCCAGAAUGUCCCGUUUUCCCUUAGGAUGUCCCUAUUUUCAUUGGAUAAAUGUUGGAGGUUAUGACGUUAUCUGAACCCCUGAGCUGUCUGAAGGCAAUUCUGUAUAGGGAAGUUUUUUUAAAAAAUGUUUAAUGUUUUAUUAUGUUUUAAUAUAUGUUGAAAGCUGCCCAGUGUGUCUGUGGCAACCCAGUAAGUUGUGUGGGGUAUAAAUAGUAAAAUUAUCAUUAUGGAAUGGGACAUCUGUCAUCAGAGAAAUGUUGAAGGGUAUGCAUUCAAUGUGAAAAGUAUGCUAAGGCCAGCUAAUCUUCAGUGUGUGCUACUGUAAUGCCCCACAAAUCUCCUAUCAUCUAUGACCCAUUUCCCAAACUUAUUUUUUGCCUCUGCUCUUACUCCUUUGUUUCAUAGUUCUCUAGAGUAAUAUAUUUUGCAGAUCCUCUCUUCUGGGCAUACCAUAGGCUUAGAGGGAAAUCUCAGCACUUCUUUUUAUACAACUCUCAGCUGAAAUCAGUGGGAAAAAAUCUGCUGUUGAAACUCACAAACCCAUAUAAAUAUUAGUUUGAUUUAUGAAUUUUAAAAAAUUGUGAUGCUAACGAUAAUAAAAUAAAACACAAAAUAGUGAUGGGGGAAAAUAAAGGCGGAAAUCAACAGGGCCAUGCUACACAAGGGGUUUUAGGAUUGUAGCCAAAGAACAAUGAAAGAUAAGUUACUGCAGUCUACAUACAGAAGAUGUGUUUGGAACGCAAUUGCAAGAAGUCACAUGGAGGGGUGGCAUUUUGGAAAGAGAAACAGAAGGUGGGAGAAGAUUAAGCAGUUUCUCCACUCAAUCAUUUUCCUGGAGAAUGGAGUUACGGAGAAGUUAUCGCUUCUCCAUAACUUGUUUUUUUCUGUACAAAUGGGUCGCUAUGGUAAAAAGCACUAUUGUAUGUAAAGUCUACUUUGGCCUUAUUGAAGUAACUGCAAAGUGGAAACUUAAGGGAAUAUAGCAUGCGGGGAGAACUAUGAAAGCAGUGAGUUAAGCAAUUUGUUAAUUGAAUUACUCAACAUCUCAGAUGGAUCCUUUCUAUUUUAGCCAAGAAGUCUGUGACCCGAACAUAGGAGGUAAAAUCAUCAUGUGCCCCCAAUGUGACCAAGAAUGUACAUACUGGAACCUCACAAUCACCUGUGAAUCGUCCAAGGUAACAACAACAUUUACUCUUGCGGAAUAUGGAAAGACAUUGUUUUCUGGGGCAUGAAAUUUUAUUUUGAAGCGAAGUUAGAAAUACAUGCAAAAGAAAAAAGAAAAGAAAAGAGGAUGGAUACUACAUAAUAAUACGAGACCACUAAUGAAAAGGGGAGAAUGCAACUUACUGAUUACAAUCAUUGAACUUGUGCGAAGGUUAAGUUAAAAGACAACCUCAGGAAAAGCUCAUUAGAUAAAUGUGUCUAUUUUUAUUUGACUGGGAUGUGAAACUUGAAGGCAAGUUCCUAUGCUGUCUUUCAGUAUCCUAUCUGUUUGCUCAAGUAAAUGAGUUUUGGCUUUAUGAAGUAUCCUUAGGAAAAUGGAUAGUCCAUUAACUUGAAUUGCUCCUGUCUACAUGUGGUUUGUCCUGCGCAUCUGUGUUUGAAUGAGGAAGAGUGAUAGUCUGGUGCUUCUAAUCGCAAGGCUGACCUGGCCACAAACUGUUUUCUUCUCCUUCAUAAAUAGAGUGACCCAAACCUCACUUUAGAAGAGUAAUAUAAGGGAUAUGAUAGAGAUGAAAGUGAAAUAAAUUGAAUAAACAGAGCAAAGAUAUGAAAUCAUUGUGUGUGUGUGUGUGUGUGUGUGUGUGUGUGUGUGUGUGUGUUUUAAUAGACCUAGACUUAGCAUGCUUUUCAUGUGAUAAGCUUAUCACAUUAUAGUUUGCCUUCCACUGGUAGAUCUUUUGUUUAUAUGAUGAUAAGAAUGCAACAGCUGGAGCUGCUAAUCUGUGAUAUUAGUUUUACGCAACCAUAUUAUCAUCUGAUGGUUGCUGCCAUCACAUUGGGAAUAUAUAAUUUUUGACAUUUCAUUUGUUUUCAGUUUGCUCAGGUUUUUAUGUAUGCGUUUAAUAUUCCCGACACUGAAACAUAUUUUGCCUCUCUUUUCAGGAUAAGUAGGCAUUAUAAAAUGAUUUGCCUUUAAAAACAAAACAAAAAAAACCCUUAUGUAUCACAUAUUUUGCCAUUUUCCAUAAUGUGGGACUAGAUUGGCAUUACAGUUCUGUUUUCUAAAACUUGGCAGAACACUAAAAAAAGGAAACUUUAUUUAACUAUAAAAUGCAGGCUGUUAUCAAGGCGACUUCUCAAACAGUAGCAAGCUGUGUGCCAUGGCCAUUGCUUCCAGUUGGCAAAUGCUUCCUCCCCUCUAGCAAGCAGAUGGUCAAUGUCUUCAGCUGAUUAGCUGUGGGGCAAGAAAGCAGCAAGGAGGUGUCUGAGUUCAGCCCUUCCCCAUAAAUGAUAAGGAAUGCUUUUCUUGAGGCAUUGUAUGCAUACUGCAGGAAUGCCAAAUGUCUAUGUGGGGCUUCCAUUUUCAUGGCAGAAGAGAUGGUCUGCCAUGUGAAAAUCUGUUUCCAUGCAUAGGUAGCCCCUCUUAUGAAAUUAGGUGUUGUGUAACAGCCUAUGUUCUUUAGCGGUGCCAAAAAACAAUGCAAAAUUGUAUGCUAACCCCUAUUUUUCUGAAUGCUUUCCAGAAGCUGUGUAUCUUCGAUAGCUUCGGAACACUUGUGUUUGCAGUAUUUAUGGGAGUAUGGGGUAAGCUAAUUUCAAAUACAUUAUUUGAGGCAGUAGGUUGGGGGGGCUGGGGGGGAUUAAAUCCAAACCAAAGCCAAAAUACAGUGGUACCUCGGGUUAAGAACUUAAUUUGUUCCAGAGGGCCGUUCUUAACCUGAAACUUUUCUUAACCUGAGGUACCACUUUAGCUAAUGUUUGUUGUAUGUGACACAUGCUGCUGUUGCAGUCAUGUCCCGCCUGCUUUGGAGCUUUCUAUAGGCAUCCAAUUGGCCACUGUGAGGAUGUAGGGCUAGACUGGCUGGGCCUUUGGUCCGGUCCAGAGGAGCUCAGCUCUCCUUAAGUCCUUCAGCUUCCAUAUGUGCUCAAAAGGCACAGUUUUUGCAACAUUAGUGAAGCAUUCCUCUUUUCUCCAUUGUAAUCAGUGUAGGCCCAAUUCCUACAUUGUGCAGAAAGGACCCAAUUCCUACAUUGUGCAGAAAGGAUCUCCUGGUAAUAUGGCUUCUGGCAAAGGCCCUCAUCUGCACAGUACUUAGAUCAUUUGGGUAUAUAAGCUGUGAGACAAUCUUUAGGAUAUCCUGGUCCCAAACUGUAUAGGGCUUUAUACACCAAAGCCAGCACAUUGAAAUUUACCAGGGGACACUGGUAGUGCUGUGGGUUAAACCACUGAGCCUAGGGCUUGCCGAUCAGAAGGUCGGCGGUUUGAAUCCCUGCGAUGGAGUGACCUCCCGUUGCUCUGUCCCUGCUCCUGCCAACCUAGCAGUUCGAAAGCAUGUCAAAGUGCAAGUAGAUAAAUAGGUACUGCUCUGGCAGGAAGGUGAAUGGUGUUUCUGUAUGCUGCUCUGGUUUGCGAGAAGCGGCUAAGUCAUACUGGCCACAUGACCUGGAAGCUGUACACCGGCUCCCUCGGCCAAUAAAGUGUGAUGAGCACCACAACCCCAGAGUCAUCUACAACUGGACCUAAUGAUCAGGGGUCCCUUUACCUUUACCUUUUCUCAAUGAAAAGAACAGUAACAGCAGAGAAGGGUCCCUGAAAAACAGUGGUAACCUUCCCCUGCAAUGUGUAUCUCUAAAGGAGACUUGAGUAUGUUUUAGGUCAGGAGUGGAGAACCUGUGGCCUUCCAGAUGUUAUUGAAGUACAGUGGUACCUCUGGUUGCGAAUGGGAUCUGUUCUGGAGGCCUGUUUGCAACCUGAAAAGCCCGCAACCUGAAGCACCGUAUCUGCGCAGGUGCGCAGCGCGAUUUGGCGCUUGUGCGCAUGUGGUGAAACCCAGAAUUUACCCUUUCCGGUACUUCCGGGUCGCUGUGGGACGCAACCUGAAAAAACGUAACAUGAAGCAAACGUUACAUGAGGUAUGACUGUACAGCUCACAUAAUUUCUGACCAUUGGCCACACUGGCUGCUGUGAGUUCUUUCUGCACGUAUAGAAAUAAUGAUGCAUCACAAAAAGAAGACGAUUUAAGUAAAAACAAAAAACAAAAAUAGUUUCCACUGUUUUCCUUAUAAACACCUGGUUGCCAUUCCAUCAACCGGCAAGAUUUGACUCCAUUUCUUCACAGAUUGGCAAAGAAAACUAAUAAACCUUGGAUUCAUAAUCCUCAGCAGCUAAAAUUAUCCUUGCUUAAUCCUUCUUCAUCAGUUACUUUGUUUCUGGAGUUUUGGAAAAGACGGCAGGCUGAGCUGGAAUACGAAUGGGACACUGUUGAGUUCUUGGAGCAAGAAGAACAUGUACGUCCCGAAUAUGAAGCGAGAUGCCAUCGCGUCGUAGUGAACGAAAUAACACAGGUCUGGAUGGGUGUUGUUUUUUUUAAUGUGCUUGGACAUCUUAUAAGAAAAGUUCUUUGGAUUCUAUCAAGUCCAGUAUUUUUGUCAGGAGUCAGAUCUGUUUGUAGAUAUGUAUAUCAGCUAAGCUGAAUGUAAUGUAAUUCGGACAAAGAAUCACAACUUGGUACUACUAUGCCCUUGUUUGCUGGUAUUUUUAAGAAUGUUGUUGUUGAUUACUGGUAGUUUUAACUUGCAUUUUUUAUGUUGUACCCUGCCUUGGUAUUGAUACCUUAAGCAAAUAAUAUAUAAAAUAAAAUAUUACAUAGAUAAAACUCCAACCUCAGGAAUUUUGGGUGGAAAGGCUUGGAAAAGCUCUUCAGGAAACCUGGGAUUGUAUUCACUGUUAGUAAUUCUUGGCAUAAAUGAACAAACAUGACUAACAUAGGCUGGUUAAUUUCAGUGGUUCUUCUCUGAGUAUAACUUAGUUAGAACCGAGUUGACAGACCCUCCAAGUGUCGCUAUUUUCCAGGGACAGUCCCGGAUUUACAGAAGCUGUCCUGGUUUCUGACUUGAUCCUGGAAGGUCCCACUUUUCCUUAGGACAUCCCUGUUUCCAUUGGAGAAAUGUUGGAGGGUAUGGAAUAGGAUGUCCCUAUUUUCAUCAGAGAAAUGUUGGAAGGGUGAAUUUGAUGUCCACAUCACUGUUGACAGUACUAGGAGAGAGCAGAAACUAGUUUUGAGAUAUAGUAGUUUUUUACAGUCUUAUUCCAGUUCCUGUUAUUCAGUCUUGAUUUUCAGCAGUAUUAAUGCUUAAAGAUGCUCAAAAUAUAAAUAUAUUUUUUAAAAACCUAGAAAUUCUGACAGGGUUGUUUUAAAAGUCAGAUCAGAGGUUUAGGUGAAGUGAAUUAGUGUGAUAAUCUUUGUCUUUGCUAACAGUUACAUCGAUUCUCACCACUGUCAGCUGUCAGCUUUUCGUAACGAAAAUUGGCAAAUGUGUUGCCAAUUGAAAUCCUACAAGAAUCACUCAAAAUUAAGAGGACAAAAUAAUCUUUGAUUAACCAAGAGAUAUUGCUAACAGAGAAUAGAGCGACAGUAAAGAAGCUUUACAUAAGGAGCAUAGGGAGGUUCCAUAUACUUGUGGGGUCGUCCACACUUCUACUUGUCCAACUGCUUCCCCAGGGAAAGCCACUCUUUACCACAGAAUCAGAGCAAACAUUAGUUGGGUUUCCCAAGGAUUGACAUUUGCGCCAAUUCAGCAGUGAAGAGGGGGAUUCCCCAGAGAAAGUGGCAGGGCAUACCAGUGGCGUAGUGGAGGUGGGCACGGGGCAGUUGCCUUGGGUACAAAAUUGUUAGGAGCACAAAAUUUCAAUACCCAAUGCUGCCUUAAUACAGCUGCACGUUUCUUUGCUGGGCUCUAUUGGAAACGGCUUCUCCAUGUGAACCAGGAAGUGACCUCUCCAGACCAGGCAUAGGCAAACUCUGACCCUCCAGAAGUUUGGGGCUACAAUUCCCAUCAUCCCUGAUCACUGGUCCUGUUAGCUUAUGGUUACCAGAUUUUUUCAAUGAAUCCAGGGACACUUUUUUUUUUUUUAAGCUGAGUAGCAACAGGGAGUCAGUAGUGGGGAUGGUGAGGCAAAAGACCCUGGGUGCAAGCACACAAGCAUAUUGUACAAAGGUGCAAGCCCUUCUUUCACACCCUGUGAAACAUAAAUGCACAGAGUUUUUAAAAAAACUGGGCAACGGUGCGCUGCGUGCCCAUGACUCCUGAGCCUUCCCCAAUCUCCUUCCCCCUUCUCCCUUUGUUUUGACAAAUCAGGGGAGGCUCGGGAGUCACAGGCGGGCGGCCGUUGCCCAGGAGGGGCCAGCCUGGUAGUGCAGUUAGCGCUGGCUGGCUUCAGGAACUGCUCGCUGUUGUGGUACAGGAAAAAUGAUGGGCGCCACGGCAGCGAGCAGCUCCUGAAGCCAGCCAGAGCCAACUGCACUAACAGGCUGGCUCCAGGCUGCUAAGGCUUCCACUGCCAUGUUUCCCAGGGACAGAUUUGCAAAUCUGGGGACAUUCUGGGUCCAGGAACAGAUUUGAAAAUCCAGGGACUGUCCCCGAGACAUCUGGUAACCCUAUGUUAGCUAUGGAUGAUGGGAAUUGUAGUCCCAAACAUCUGGAGGGCUGGAGUUUGCCUAUGCCUGCUCCAGAAAAUGGAAUGGCUCGUCUUUUCUUAUUUCAGCGGCUGCGAUCUCCUGGGUCAUGUGGACACCAUUAGGCAGUUGAAUGCACAAAUGUGCUCUGUCCAUUUCCUUCCUUCCCUCCCACCCCUCCACAUGGCCCCGGGCUCUGGCAACCUAAGCUACACCCCUGGGGCAAACAGAAAGCUGUUCAGACCCGUGCCUAAGAAAGCAUGGAUCAAGCAGAAAACCAUUCGGACCCAUGCAUUCUAGUGUGGAAGGGUGGACGAGCUUUAAAGCAGACCGCUAACCCAUCUGUUCACACAGACUGGCAGCUGCUCUCCUGGGUUUCAGACAGGAGUUUUCCUAGCCUGGGAAUUCAUCCCAAGAGCCUCACACAUUUAAAGGAUAUGCUCCACUACUGAGCUCUGGCCCUCAUUCUGUUAUAUUUCAAUUACGUAUUCAAUUAUAUAAUAAGUUUGUCACUGCCUGAGUACUGCACAUUUUAAAUUCAUAGUUCGGCUCUGGGGGGAAAGACCCAAACUUAUUCUAAUGACCUAGUAAAGUUCUCAUAUUAGAACUUUAUUUCAUCCUGGAAAGGAGGCUGUUCUGAGGGCAAGUCUCGCCGUCAAUAAAUAAGGCUCAUGUCAUCAGCCAUAACUAGGACUCAAAGGAUAUAUUUCAUAGCAGAUUGUAAUUUACGUGGAGGAUUAUGGAGUAAAGGGGGAUAGUUUACAAUGCCUUCCCAUAACCUCCAUCUGAAAUGAGUUGAUUUAUAUUUUCUAAAGCAGGGGAACUAUUUAAUAUGAUGUUGGGUAUGAGGCAGGUGCUUGCAUAAUAUACUACAACACACAUCUAAAGCUAUAUGAUGAAAAAGAAAACCACUCUAUGACUGCAAUGGGUGCCAUGUGAACAGAAGUUUAUUUAUUUAUUGUAAUAUUGAUGCACCAGCUUUUUUUUUCUUUUCCUUUUUUAGUGUUCACAGGUGGUUUCCAAAAAAACCAAACAUACACAUGAAAAUAAAUCCAUUUUUUACAGUAUAAAGCAAUUUAAAGCUAGCUCUCUCUCUCUCUAUAUAUAUAUAUAUUUAAAAGUAAGAAACCUCCAACUAAUUUUGGAUAACAAUGCUUUCACCAGCAAUAUUCAACUUUCACAUGGCUUUUCAGCUCAGAGAUACGUGAGAGGGACCUCUUUGCUUUGAGUUACACUUUUGAAUAAGGACUGGCUGAGUGGUUCAGAGAUCUGAUUGGCUAGAGAAUGGUAGAUUGACAGAAAUGUCUGCAGAGCCUCUCUUGAAUUCAAAUGGAAGGAUUAAAUGUGUGUGAAACAGUAUGCGGUUUUGAUUUCAUUUUGUAUUUUUUUUUGUAAUCACUUGCCAUUAUCCUUGGUAGGGCUGUGCCCCAUUAGUUCUAGUGGAACAACCUCCCACUGCCUGGUUCUGAGCAGAGACUACUGUUGGAACUUCCCAGGGGACAGAAUUCCUGAUGCCUGGAAUCCUUAUCUUCUCAAGGAUAAACUCUAGAGCAGAACUUAUUGGCAGUACUUGAAACACUAUGCAAGUUGUAUGGGAGAAAGAAGCUCCCUGAGAUACUCAGGGCUUUACUGGUUAAACAAAAACAAUAGCUGCAGUACUUUGAGUUGUCUGAAAGAGUCUGGAAUUUGUUGCAAACAGUCGCAAAUAGUUUCAUUACCAAGAAAUGGUGUGAUGACUUUGUCCUUACUCUGAAAGAAUGGUCAACAACAAAUUGGAAGGUGGCUAAAAUGUCAAGCUUAACGAUAUAUAUCUUUGGCUGAGGAAUGGCAAGAAACUAUUUUAAUUUUAAUUUUAUGAAGACCGAAUAUAGUUUACGUAUUAAGAGUUUUUGUGACACAUGGCUGGUAUUGAUGUUUAUACACCUAUGCAUUAAAUUCAAGUUGCUAAAAUGACCUAAAUAAAUAUCUCACCUGAGCUUUAUCUCUUUCAUUCUGUAGUCCAAUACAGCAAGAAUAUUGAUACUCAUGAAGGCAUGCCAGCUAAUUUGCACCUAAUAGCAUCUUCCCAAACAUGGAGAAUUCCAGAUUAGCAUUUAUGAAUAUGUGGCAUUUUUCCAACAAUAUUUUUAUUCUAACAUUAUUAUCCUCCAGUAUUGAAAUCUAUCUUCAGCCCUUUGAAGAAAAAUCUUUUGUUCUCCAUUUUUGGUGCUGAAAAGCAAUGAAAUUGUUUUUCUCACUGUUUUGUUCUUUGUUGCCAAUUCUUUAAUGUUUUUGUAGUAGCAUAGUAAAGCAUAUCACCUACCACUCUCACCUAGGGGGAAACUGCUUUCAGGUUAUGCUAUGGUGAUCAGAUACCUAUUUGUUAUUGCACAGCGAGUAUAAUUUACUUUUACUUUUAAGUCAGUUGAUUAUUGACCUGAAUGGGUCUAAACUGCUUGCAUCUUGUGUUAAACAAUAGCUAAUGUUAGUAGUGAGAUUUUUGAAACUGCAUUAUUUUGAGCAUUAUUUCAAGCAAAUCUCAGUGCUGUCUCUCUGCUUUCAACAAAGAGAAUUUUCUAUAAUCCUUUCAAAUUGUAAGCUUUUCCUUUGACAGAAACUUUAAAGCACAUUUUGCUUUUUACUUUUACUUAAAAUCAAAAAGGUGGCAGAGCAACUUUUAAACUGAUGCCAGGGAAGGAGAAGAGGCAUGUCUGCCUUGGAACAAAUCAUUGUCCAUGGAUAAAGCAGAAAAUAUUUGUGAUCAUUCAAGUGCAGGAGAGGUAGAACCAGAGGGCAGUGUCACAUGACAGCAAUUCAAAGAAAUCAAUAUAUUUUUCACAAUAUGUUUUUCAUACAUUUGGAAAUGAUCCACAGAAUUACUUUAGGCAUGGCCAAGGCUUCGGAACCUUUGAAGAGCAUAUCUCCAACGUAUAUCUAGGGCUAGGCCAAGACAUUAUUGCCGCCUGAGGCAAAACAGCAAAUGGUCCCACCACUGCCAUCACCCACACACUGACACAAAUGUCAUGGUGCCAAGUACCCAGUGCUGAUUAGUUUAUUUUCACCUUCAGAGAGAAGAUAGGGUGAUCAUAAAUUAGAUAAGUUAACCAUUUGCUGCCCUUCCAUGACACCCAAAACCUGUCGCCUGAGGUAACAACCUCUCUCUGUCUAACAGCAGGGCCAGUGUUGGGGGAUAUCGUGCACUGCUUUUGAAAUUCCUUACAAUUCCAAAAGCCUUUUCCUAAAUUACAUUAGGAGAGCUGUUGUUCUGAGAAACCCAAAGCUCCUUUAGAUGCAUGGAACUAGUUGCAUAGUUUUUUGGGGGAAGCCCAUGUUUUUUGGGGGGAGUAUGUGAUUUUAGCAUGAUAACCCACUAAACCUCUCAAAACUAGAUUCAACAAUGCUCAGAAAGGUUGAGGACGAUAUGUGAAGCUAAGUAUUUUAAUCUGGAAACAUAAAAAAACACAAACGAACUGUUUUCCUGAAACACUGGGCUACGUGAAAAAGAAAUGUGCAUAUUAACAAAGGGAAUUCUUUCUCAAUCCCCUUUCUUCACAGCAAGAAGAGCAUAUCCCCUACACAGCUUGUGGAAAGUGCGUGAGGAUGACCUUCUGCACGAGCGCUGUCUUAUUCUGGGUAAAUUUUCCACAACUGCCGCUUGUCAUUUAUUUAGCUUCGUCAGCAUGAUAGAUUCUGUAAAGCUUAAAUGGUUAUGGCCCCUUCCUGAAGGACGGCUCUUCCUGUGGUGGACUCAUUUCUCAUGGCUGUACUGCUUCAGAAUUGCACAGGCCUUUUCUUUUCUUAAAAACAGAAAAAAACACAACUUAGUACAUUAAUACAUUUCUGCACAUGGAAAUCUCAUAUCGGAGAAAGUUCCGGCCUGACAUUUUAAAGCUUUUCAUGGGUUAUUUUUGUCUUAAGAACACUUUGAAAAACAGCUCUCCUUUCAAAGGAGACAGUGCAAGGCACUGCGAGAAUUGAGCCAUGCGAGCAACUGUGCCUUUAAACUGGAUCUCAGAAUGGCAAGGAUUCCUCACUUUGUUCUCCCUCACCUCCAAGAAAGCAUCUUUCUUGCUUAUGCCAGGCUUGAUCCCUUACCUUGUCCCAUUUUCCCUCUUUUUAUGCUAUCCUGCAUUGAAUUUCAGGUGUUUUUGCCUAGCUGGACUUCUCUCCUGAUGGCUCCAUUUCUGGAUUUCUGUCUCCUUACUCCCAUCUCGAUCCCCCAUCUCUUCUGAACCCCCUUCUUACCUCUUGUGCAUCAGCUUGAGUUCUUGGAUACUUUGGCUCAUUUCCUUCACAGGUUAUAUUUCAAAGGUACGUUUUAAAACAUCUACAAAUGAUACGUAUGUGCACAGCAGAACAUGAUACCAGCAGCUUCUAUAAUAGGACUCAUGUUCUAGGGAGCCGAGAUAGAUAACGGCUGGCCUGGCACUUGGGAGAAAACAUAACGGUUUUUUGCCGUGAAGUGAUGGUCAGUCCAAACCUCGUUACCUUUCCUGCCACUUUUUUCAGACGUGUUGUUCCAGGCAUCUGGUUCAAUAGUGUGUUACAGAUUACAGUGGUACCUCAAGUUACAUACGCUUCAGGUUACAGACUCCGCUAACCCAGAAAUAUUACCUUGGGUUAAGAACUUUGCUUCAGGGUGAGAACAGAAAUCGCGUGGCUGCGGCGCAGCGGCAGCAUGAGACCCCAUUAGCUAACAUGGUGCUUCAGGUUAAGAACAGUUUCAGGUUAAGAACGGACCUCCAGAACGAAUUAAGUACAUAACCAGAGCUACCACUGUAAUGGGUAUUUUCCUACCCGUUUCAUCUGAUUAAGAGAGCAAAGCUGGGUGUUCUUUGCUCCCCACCCCCCACCCCAAUUCCAGCUUAAUUCAAAGGAGAAACUAAAAGAAGUCUAUACAGCCAUGGGGGGAAAUGUGUGGCAUCGUGGAAGAGUUUCAAAAAUAGUUCCAAUGUGCACUAGCCAAUGCCAGUGGUAGGAUUGUCAUUAGCACGGCUGUAGAUACUGCCAUGGAAGUGCUACUGUAAUCUUCCUCUUAAGGAACAUACCACAGGGCUACGAGAAGGAAGGACAUUGCAAUGAGCAGAGGCAACUGGCAAAAGGAGGGAGCUAAAAUUAUAUUCAGGGCUGGAGGGGUGAAAUUUAUUACAGAGUGCUGCACUGCAUGCUAUUCUUGUGCUCCUGUCUAUCUCCCUUUCUCCACUUUUCCUUUCACCCUCCAUUUCCAGUUCCCAGUGCUCACCUAUGUGUUUUCUCCCGCACAAAUAGAUAUUGUGGAUGCUGUUGUAGGAAAUGUUUUCUGUACCAGAAAUGAAGUAGAAAAUUCAUAGGUUGCCAGCUUUCAAGAAGUAAAAUCCAGGACAACAAGUUGUUGAGCUUUUUUGAGGAAGACUCAAGCUUUUUUUCUGAGAAAAGCCAUCAAAAUACAAAUUUUCAAUUGACUUGCCUAAGAUCCAGGACAAUUUCCCCCCAGAAAUUCCCCCCAGACAUCAAUUCUGGCUUGGAAAUCCCGGUACUGUCCAGGAAAAUCUGAUCAUAUGGCAGCCCUAAGAUUCAGCAAACCCAUAUUUACUGUUGGGGAAAAUUUAAUGUCUUAAAAAAUGAGUUAUGAUUUGGGAGUUUAAUUAUGUUCAGGAAGUUUUAUUAUGAGAGGAACGAAAUGCAUUGUAGGUAUAUGCAUCAGAAUAAUAGUAUAUUGAUUGCUAUAUACAACAAAUCAGUGGCAUAAAGGAAAGUGCAUGUUAACGAUUGCAUAAACACUUACUGAUACAUUUAAUCACACUUUUGAAUAAUGUAUAAAUCUAAUAUAUUUGUAUUUAUAGUUUCAUUUACUUUUUCUGUAAUUAUAUAUGUUACUGUGUUUAUAUAAUAAAUUCAUCAAUUAAAUAUCUGUGUGUGUGUGCAUGCUAUAUAUGUGUAUAUAUGUGACACAUAAAAUAUAUCAUGCUUACUGCAUAGCAGUUAUUUUGUUAUUUGAUUUCAGAUCCUGCUCAUUAUCGCCUCGGUUAUUGGCAUAAUUGUUUACAGGCUGUCUGUUUUCCUGGUGUUUUCCGCGACGCUCCCAAGGCAUAUCAAUGGCACCGAAGCCAUCCAGAAGUACUUGACUCCACAAGCAGCAACUUCGGUUUCUGCUUCCAUCAUAAGCUUCAUCAUCAUUAUGAUUCUGAACAUGAUUUAUGAGAAAGUAGCAAUCAUGAUUACUGACUUUGGUAAGAUGCCCCAGCUACAAAGCCUUUCAGAGUAAAUGGAGAAAAACAUUGUGUUCUUAAGGGGUAACUCAGCGAAACAGGAUGCCUCUGCCAUGUAUUUGAGAACUUUCCCCACCAUUGCUUGCAAUGACUUCUAAAGAUUUUAAAGUUCAAGCUUUCUCAGUUAACAAAGAAAUGACAUUCAGCUCCUUGCCUAAGGAAUCCUUCUAUAGCCAGCAUGAAAGAUCAAUUGUUUACAGCUGUAUAUUUAUGAAACUGACAAAGCACAGAAGAUUACUGUAAUAAUUCCAGCCUUAUGAAAAUGGAUCAGCACUGCAUAAUGCAUUCAAUUACAUUCGGUAUUGUUUAUAGAUAGCGUAGUCAUUUUCUUGUAAAUAAAAAGUGAAAGAAUCACUGUUUGAAACCCUUCAUGCCUUAGUAAAUAGCGAAAACAGAGCAAACACUGCUGGUUUCCUUCCCAUCCAGGUCAUUUACAUUAAAGGAGCUGUCCUAUUUUGGCGCAUCUAAAGUAGCUUCAUUUUAAUAUUCUUUCAUUUGCAUCACAUCAAAAUGUUAUGUUCAUUAUGUAUUGAAUCUGCUGGAGGCUUUUUGCAUUGAGAAUUGCUGCUUGUUCUUGUGUGGAAGAGCACAUAUUUCCCCCCUUUUUAUAACACGUUGUCAUGAAAUUAACAUAAUGGCUACAGUAUAUUAGAGAACUCCAAAUAAUCUAAAUUAUAAAGAUGUAAAUUGUAUUCAAGUCUACGACAUACAUAUCUCGAAAGCUCUUCUCGAGUUAACCAUUUCUCUCUCCCUCACCCCUUAAACUACAGAACUGCCAAGGACGCAGACCGAUUAUGAAAACAGCCUCACCAUGAAGAUGUUCUUGUUCCAAUUUGUCAACUAUUAUUCUUCCUGUUUCUACAUUGCAUUCUUUAAGGGUAAAUUUGUAGGUUACCCUGGCGACCCUGUUUAUUGGCUGGGGAAAUACAGAAAUGAAGAGGUAUGAAUGAACUACCUGCAGUGGGUUUUCCUCUCUUCAUUUUUAAUUUUUUUUCAGCUAGAAGUGUUAGGGUCAAGCCAGAUGUUACACAUAGAUGGAAGUAACAUUAGCCAAAUAUCAUUUUUAAAGAAUUUUUGUGCAGAAGGAAAAGCAGAUGCUUAACCCUUUCCUGACUAACUGCUUUUCAUGAACUUCUAAGUAGGAAAACAGACAGAAGAUGAACACUGCUGCUUCUGCUGCACUUUUCCCAGUUCCCCCUUCAAAAGCUUAAUUUGACUUUUGAAAAGCCCAUUGUGGUAAUAUUAUACAUGUAUGCGUGUAACAUCUAGUUUGGCCCUGAAUCUUGGCCACUUCAUCAGUUUCAAGAGAUACAUGGGAAGCAGGGAUGGUAUUAAGGAUUGGUGGGAUUGCGAUCUCGCAAUGGUAAACUGAAGAACUCAGCUUCACAGCUACCACCAUUUUGAGCUGAGUCCGAAGUCCUCCAAGCUCAUAUUCCACCAAACCUCAGGUGCCGUAGCUUCUUGCAGCCACCACUGAUCCCCCUCCCCCCAAAAAAUAACUUAGCUACAAUGGUUUAGGGAAGUUUUUAAUGUUUGAAGUUUUAUUCUGUUUUUAAUGUUCUGUUGAAAGCCACCCAGAGUGGCUGGAGAAACCCAGCCAGAUGGGUGGGGUAGAAAUAAUAACAUGAUGGUGAUGAUAAUAUGAUGAUGGAGAGGCCUCACAAAAUGGUCAACGUUGCUUGAAAUAGCAGGUGAUUUGCUUACUUCCCUUAAUGGCUGUGAACACUGCAAAUGGCAAUACCACUAUAGACAACAUGGCGCUGUUACUAUUCCAUACCUGUAAAAAGAAUCUUUGGGGCUGCUUCAGCUCCUCCACUCUCCCCACCACUACCCCACAUAACUAAAGUGUGAGAAAUGUAAGUGCCCUGAUUCAGGUCAGGGCACUGACAGAAGCAGAUAGGGCCAGCCCAAGACAUCUUGCUGCCCAGGACAAAGGCAAUAUGGUGCCUUUCACUCUGUGAUUCUUCUUUCAACACUGACAAUAGGACGCAAACCUGCACCAUAUCCGAGGACAGCAAGCUAACUUUUAGACCCAAGGCAGGCAACUGCAAGGCACUCAGAACCCUCCAACUUCUUGCUUCACUGCCUAAAAGCAGGGCGAGUUCUGGAAGUAGGCUUCUGAGCGAGUGUCCUUGACCGCAAGAUUAACUAUAUGCUAUCCCCACGCUGGUAAUCAAUUAUUUUGGAGGGCACAGAUUAUGGUUAAAGGUAAAUGUAGUUCUGCUGCAGACAUUACACAAGUUUAGCCUCUAAACUCUGUGAGCUGAAGACUACAGGAGCCAUAUGUAAGCUAUUCUUUGCUUUUUGAAGAAAAAGUCUGGUAUAAAUGAAGCAAAUUUAUUAAAAAUGAAGGUGUUACAUUUUUUUAGUAAUAAUCACCAAUGUUAGAUGGUUUGUGCAUUUUUCUGGAGAGUUAUCUGAAUAGAAUGAUGCCAAACAAAACAUUAUGCUAGUCUUUUUGAAGUAACAGAAUAUAUUUUAAUAUGUUUUCAUUAAUUGAAAGUUCGUUCCCUGCAGCUAAUGAGCUGGAAAAAUUCAUGUCCACCCUCCCCUUCUUCUUCCAAUCCUAGUGUGAUCCAGGUGGAUGUCUCCUUGAACUUACAACACAACUGACAAUAAUAAUGGGAGGCAAAGCAAUCUGGAAUAAUAUACAAGAAGUGCUUCUUCCGUAAGUAAAUAGUGUUGAUAGCUAGGAGUCAAAACCAAACCUGAAUUUGAAUACAGGGUGGUUGUUUUUAGUGAACCUGAAUUUAAACCUCUUGGUUGCUUUGAGCUCACAGCAGAAGGCAGCCCCUAAAACACAAAAAGCUGCAACUGAUUUUUUUUUUAACUGUUUUAAUGAUGAGAAAUUCAUGAGGACUCCAUAGGAGGUGAGAAACAGCCUCAUCCAAUCCUACAGAUUUGGGAAUUAUUAAUGAACAGUGUGAUAGUUGUGCCUUAUUUUACUUUCUGAAACGUAGGACUGGUUCAAACUAUGACAUGUUGGAAAUUUUAAGAAACAAGUGGCAGAGGAUUAAAGCAAGGUCCAGAAACAUUAGUCUCCAUCAAUGGAAAACACAGCAACAUAUGCUUUUGACCACGAAGAGGUCAUGAAUGGAAUCCCUAUUCUCUAUUGUUUUGUCUCCAUUAUUUUUUUAAGGUAGAAAAAUGAGGAUCCAAACAGGCCAAAUCCAUCAGAGCCUAUACAGAUGAACUAAUGGAUGGAUCUCCCAGUGUAACAUGUAGCUUGACCUUGGCUGUAUCUGCCAGAAAAGGCAAAACUGAGCCCAUUAUUAUCAAAGCAAAGAGGCAGACUUAGCUAUUCCAUAUUGGACAAAAAAUUGCAUGAUUUCUACCAUAAAGAAUAAAUCUAGCUGGUGAUCUCCAUUCAUAGGUGGCUUAAGAACCUGAUUGGAAGAUUUUGUUCAGCUUCACGGUCUGAGAAAGUUGUCCCUCGCUGGGAACAGGACUACCACCUUCAGCCCAUUGGCAAACUUGGAUUGUUUUAUGAGUAUCUUGAAAUGGGUAAGCUGGCUGCUAUAAUUCUUUUUCAUAAUUAACAUUCUAUUAAAUAAAAGUGGGAUGGGUGGUUUUUUCUAGAUUGGAUGGCUGGGCUAUUCCUUUCUUUAAAAAAAAAUCUGAACACAGAGUAUUUAACUGUGGUUGUACACAAGACAUUAGGGUUGCACUUACCUGAGAGUAAACACCUCUGGAUACAGUGGGGCUUUACUACGGAGUGAACAACCACAUGAUUGUUCUCUAACUGUACUAUUUAAUGUUGCUCUCUUGCAAAUAUAUAUAUAUAAAGAUUUCCACACACCCCAUGUCCUGAUUGGCAUUAUAAAUUCCUUUUUACAAUGGCGUUGGUUUCUUGCUGGCUACAGAGUGCAGAUAAUGAAUGGAAUCAACUAAGUAUUACUCAAAGUAAUUUACUCAGAAUGAAUGAAGAUGACUAAGACGAGUCCAUUAGUUUCAAUGGAUCUAGUGUGUGUAAAUCUUAGGUGAAUAUCACCCAUAGACUUUGGGUAACUUUCCCAUAUUUUUCUAAUCCAAGAACCCAGCUCUUUCCAGUGAUCUAGAAUAGCUCUGUUUAGCCACUGAGUUUGGCAUGCCUGACUUUUGAAAGCGCACACAAUGCUAAUUAAUAUUUCACCAGUGCUUGUCACAUUUCUCAUUGGCAGUUAUACAGUUUGGAUUUGUCACUUUGUUUGUGGCCUCGUUCCCACUGGCUCCCCUUCUGGCACUUAUGAACAAUUUACUGGAAAUACGUAUAGACGCCUGGAAGAUUACCACACAGUUCAGGCGCAUAGUUCCUCAGAAAGCUCAGGACAUAGGAGCAUGGCAGCCCAUCAUGCAAGGAAUAGCUCUUCUUGCUGUGGUGACCAAUGUAAGUACAGUCUUUAAGUAGUGACAAUUUGGGAUCUGAAAUGCCGAACAGUUAUUUCCCAUGGGGAAGUGUUCUUCAAUCAGUUGUAAUGUCCGUUCUCCACAUUCGCACCUUUGAACAGUAUGAAAUUGUUGACAUGUUAGAUGUUCUCCAUUUCCUUGAGGAAUGAGAAGUCCAGCGACAGUGGUACCAAUGGUUGGUUGGUUGGUUUUUUAUGAGAUACCAAUUAAGACUCAUGAUGUCUUUGUGAUAUCUGUUUGUAUACAAGCUGACCAUCUUGGGUUGUACUUUAAUGUGCAUUCUAUUUUGUUCUUAUUUUGUAUUGCGCUUUAAAUUGUUAUGACCCAUUGCAAGACAAUGCGUGAUGACAGCUGGUAUAUAAAUAUUAUAAAUUAAAUAAGCAUAUUCCCUUUGCUUUCUCUUUCUCCCUUUGAGGACAGGGUCAACAAACCCUACUGCAAUGAAUUUUGCUAAGGCUCUGCGGUAGGAGUUUCCACUCAGUUAAACUGGCUGGUGCCAGGUUUAGUGUCCAAAAUUAACUGCUAGCUGUCACCAUGCUAGAGGCAUUCCCCUUUCUCUUUUACACAGAAGGAGGGAAUGCAUCUUCUGAGAUGCCUCUGGCAACACUAACUAGUAAGUCACUUAAAAAGAAAUCUUGUGUGGUGGUUUUUCUCCUGAGUCGACGUUUUCUUCAUCUAAAAAGUUCAAUUGUUUUCAAAUGGAUUCAGGUGGUUUAAUCAUAGAACAGCCAAAUAAUUAUUGCCACCUAAGUUUUACUCAGAACUGCCUAAUUGAAAUUAAUGGAUCAAAGUUUGCCAUUGCUAUUAAUUUCAAGUGGGUCUACUCUCGAGUAGAACUAGCACGGAAUGCAACCCUUAGUAAUAAUAUCCACUGGAAAUGCACAGUGGCCCAGGAAGCCUGACUGUCAUAACCGCAGCAGAGGCUUUCUAAAAUAAAAAAAUUAAAAUCCCCAAAAUAGUUGAUGCCAUGCUUCUUUUACAGCAAGUUCCAUUUCUUUCCACUUUAUGGAUUACUCUGCAAAACUGGCAGAACUUUAAGUGGAUAUUGUACAAAGCUACCUUGGCACUUAUGAGUUCAUGCAGCAGAGCUGACAUUGCUAUAUUCAGUUGCGAAGCAUAAGCCCAGUUUUCAUUUGUUCUGGGGUAAUAGGAAAAGUGAUCACGUCUUGGAACAUUGAAAUCAGAAAUUUUUUUAGUGUGAUCCUCUUAAAAAAAAAACAACCAGCCUACAAAUGGUGGGGGGGGGAUUUAUUUUUACAGAGUAUCUAGAAGAAUAUAUUCUCCUGUGUAUGUCAUCACUGCUAUUGUACAUCUGGAAAUCAUUUGAAAGAGGUGAAAGUUUAUGUGGGAAGAAUACUGGAGCGGGGGAGGAGAGAGAAAGACAGCGUAAAGAGCAAAUAAGUUACACUGAAUUCCAAAUAACAUUUCGCAAUAACUCCAUGUUCUUAUACAUAGGAAAAGUGGGAAGCGGGGGCAGUAUUAGAAAGGUAUAAUAUUGUGAUCACUCAGAGGGUGUUCCCUACUAGCAUGCAUAAACCUGAUUCUUAUAAUCAUUUCUGCAAAGCCACCAGGGUAUUAUAUCCGCAGUUUAUUGCAUGCAUUGUGUGGUCGUCUGUCAGGGAAAAGCUGCUUAUGUUUUAUCCCACCCUCUCACCAGGGACACAGACCAUUGCACAUAGGCUGUUGUGGGUACGAUCAUAAUGGAAACAGGAAGGGAGUUGAGAUUUUUUGCCAGCCAGAAACUGGAGAGAUCUGGAUGUGUUGCACUUCUGUUUUGUACAAUAAUAUAUUUCCCAUUUCCAGACAGAUACAGAUACACACACACUCUCUCUCUUUGUAUAAAAUUCUACCUAGAUGCAGUUAAAUCUUGCCCAUUUCCCUCUCUUUUCAAAUGCAGGCAAUGAUAAUUGCUUUUACGUCCGAUAUGAUUCCACGCCUGGUGUAUUACUGGUCAUUUUCCGUUCCUCCCUAUGGAAGUCAGAGCACUUACUCCAUGAAGGGGUACAUAAACAACACACUUUCCGUCUUUGCUGUGUCAGACUUCAGAAACGAAAGCAAGCCAGCCGCUCUUCCCAUAUUUGCCAACCAGACAACAUGCAGGCAAGUCUAUUUUCCCAUUUAAAAUAGCAUAUAUAUAAAGCCACAAACCCAGAAGUCAGUGUUCCGGUUUGCAAAUGUUCUUUGGAACCUGAACGUCUGAUGUGGCUUCGCGGCUUCCAAUUGGCAAUCAGAAGCAGUGCCUUGGUUUCCGAACAUUUUGGAAGUUGAGCGGACUUCUGGAACGACGAUUCUGUUCAACUUCCAAGGUCUGACUGUAUAUACUCUCUUUCUCUCUCUCUCAUACAGACGUGUCUUCACUUAUACUUUACCUCUCAGCAUUGUAAAGUAGUAGUAAACAAUGGUAAAAAAGGGAAGAUUAAAAAAAAAAAAGAUUGUUUAGUGACGACAAAAUAAUGCAUUUCUGUAGAUGUGAUUUAUCUGCAUUUUGUUCUCAUUGUGGGACAGCUGCAUAUUCCUGCACUGCAGGGGGUUGGACUAGAUGAUCCUCAGGGUCCCUUCUGACUCUACAAUUCUACAGUUACAUUCUGCUUAACUUGUGUGUCACCUUAUCAGGAGAAUGGGAUGGAUUUUGCUCCCCCUUCUGGCCUGAGUGCCAUAUUGCAGAGUCUGCUGAAAUGAUUGCUUCAUUGUCUUUGACUGUUAGGUACCGGGAUUUCCGAUACCCCCCUGGGCACGAACAUCAAUAUGAACACAAUAUCUAUUACUGGCAUGUUAUUGCAGCCAAGCUCUCAUUCAUCAUUGUCAUGGAGGUCAGUAUAUUUCCUUCUAAAAGGAGUUUCUUCAUCAUUUUGUAUUAAAAACCAUGUCAGCAUCUGUCUUCCAUUCCUUCACCCUAAAGUUGCAGCAGUGCCCUUUGUAUACCUUGAGGAAGCCCAUCCCAGCCAUGCAAUGGGGUGAAAAUUUCUCAGGCAUGUUUUUCAGAAUUUUCCUGGUGCGAUCCUCAUGAAAACCAAUAAAUUUGGGUGGGGGAGUUGAGGGGGGUGGGGAAUCAGCAAACAGAUUUUUCUGAUCUCAAUGGAAACAAAACUUGCCAUGCAGUUUUGGUGCAGCCUGCCUCAAUGGCAUACAUUUUGGAAGAAAAACAUAUGAAAAUUGUGCAAAAUGAAAUCCUCAUGAAUGUCCUCCAUCUAAAGCAAGUUUAAACAAAAGCUACCAGUUCUUCCCUUUCUCCUCUUCGGUGGAGGGUGGAGAAAUACUGAGCAGAUCUUGAAUACUAUUUUGGGGAGGGGGGUGUUUUUGUUUUUAACUGCCUUUCUGGAGACUGAGAUGGGGGGGAAACAAAAAGGCAAAAAGUUUGUGAAUGCAUUUUAAAAAAUUAUGUUAUUAGUAGCUGUUUUUUAACUCUGCCUGUAAGGAUAUUAAACUCCACUAAGAUCUCUGCCUGCUACCCUAGUUGGGAGUGAAAAGUAAAGCCUGCAAAAAAAGAAAAAGAAAAAAAGGGCCAUUGCACAAAAACCCUGAUUUUCGCCUUCACUUGGUUAACUACAGUGGUACCUCGGGUUAAGAACUUAAUUCGUUCCGGAGGUCCGUACUUAACCUGAAACUGUUCUUAACCUGAAGCACCACUUUAGCUAAUGGGGCUGCUGUGCCGUCGCCAAACCACCAGAGCACGAUUUCUGUUCUCAUCCUGAAGCAAAGUUCUUAACCCGAGGUACUAUUUCUGGGUUAGCGGAGUCUGUAACCUGAAGCGUAUGUAACCUGAAGUGUAUGUAACCCGAGAUACCACUGUAUUUAUUUUUUUAAAGACGUUUGUGUAUUGCUUAAUUAUUCACACUUCUAAGCAGUGUCCUUUUACAUCAAAACAACCCACAGGAAAUGGGACAACGAAGCAAUAAAUGUUUAUCACAAAACUGGACUACCUCAAAGUUCCGGCUGGAACAAGAAAGUCUGAUUCAGGCACCUGAAGUUUCGCAAUAAUAAUUUUAUAAUAGUAAUAAUUUUAUUAUUUAUACCCUGCUCUUCUGUCUGCAAGGAAGGGGCCUGUCUAAUCUCGGUUGGGAUGGAAUCCCACAGCCUUGGGCCCACAACACUGAAUGCGCAGGAUGGCAGCGAUGGUGCAAAACAUAAAAUACAUUCAAACUUUCAGCUGGGGGAAACACUGGUUCUUUACAAAGGGGGUAACUGGGCAGCUAGGAAGCUGCUGUCCCCCCAGAGUCUGUCCCCAGGGAGGACUCCAAUGAGGGUCCUUCUCUGUCCAUAUUGCGCAAACAGUGCCUAGCUCUGUGGUCUCUGUGGUAGGUAGCACAUUGGGAUGGCACAGAUAAACAGCUGCAUGGCUGGCGCUUUCCUAGCAGGGAGCGGAGAGAGAAAUAAAUUGCCACCUGGGCAUGCUCUCAGAAACUCUCUUAGCAACCAGCAGGAAACCUUAAAGAAACAUUUCCCCUUGCCGUGCAUUAGAGGUUGUUUCUUUGCAUCUCCAGAUUAGAUCGAUCCCUUGAAAUGAACGUGAAUGUGCAGAUCCUCAUGUGUCUGUUAUCUGAGUGCACAUAGGUCAUAUCUGCACUAUGAAUUUAAAGUGCUAUUGUAUCAUUUUAAACAGUAAUGGCUUCCUCCCCCCAAAACAAUCCUGGGAACUGCAGUUUAUUAAGGGUGCUGUGAAAUGUUGGGAGACCUCUAUUGCCCUGCCACAGUUGCCAGAGUGGUAUAACAAUCAGUCUCCUUUCCCGGGGAAUUCUGGGAAUUGCGGUUCUGUGAAGGGAAUAAGAGUCACCUAACUUGACAAUUCUCAGCACCCUUAAGAAACUGCAAUACCCAGAAUUCUUUGGGGGAAGCCGUGACAGUUAAAGUGGUGUAAGGUAAAGGUAAAGGGACCCCUGACCAUUAUGUCCAGUCAAGACCAACUCUGGGGUUGCAGCGCUCAUCUUGCUUUAUUGGCCGAGGGAGCCGGCGUACAGCUUCUGGGUCAUGUGGCCAGCAUGACUAAGCUGCUUCUGGCAAACCAGAGCAGCGCACGGAAACGCCGUUUAUCUUCCCGCCGGAGUGGUACCUAUUUAUCUACUUGCACUUUGACGUGCUUUCGAACUGCUAGGUUGGCAGGAGCAGGGACUGAGCAAUGGGAGCUCACCCCGUCGUGGGGUUUCGAACCGUCGACCUUCUGAUCCGCGAGUCUUAGGCUCUGUGGUUUAACCCACAGCGCCACCCGCGUCCCCCGUGGUGUAGCAGCACUUUAAUUGUGGUGUAGCCGUGGUGUAGCUGUGCUUUAAAUGUGUUUUGCCUAUGUGGCCUACAGACUUCCAGAUUGCGGCAAGAGUCAAUAACAGGGCAAUAUUACUGUCUUUUAUAAUGGUUGUAUAUUCUGAGUAGCUGACUCUGUUUGUGUUCCCUUCCCCUCCCCCAUCCAGCAUAUCAUCUACUUGGUGACAUUUGCUAUUUCACACAUAAUUCCCGAUGUGUCAAAGAAAACCAAAAGCAAAAUUAAACGGGAGAAGUAUCUAAUACAGACACUCCUGCAUGAGAAUCCUGUGAAAGCUAUGAAGAAAAAUAUGGGGAGCAUCGCCGACAAAAUAUUAAAAGGCGCAGACGGCACUUUCCGGCCUAAAACUGAAUAGAGACAUGACAGCCUGACAGUGCCUAACCAGUGGUGUGUGAAUCUUUCUACCAAAACAAACAAACAAAGGGAUUGGACCAAAGACUUGGACCAAAGAACGUAAUUGCAAAGGAAGAAGUGAAUGCUCGUAAACAGAAUGGACAAGCAUUUCACCGUGGUUUUUGUUGGCUGUUAUAAAGGGGCUGUCCUAAUCUAGACUUUUGUGGUGUGCCUUCCAGCUGUAUGCCAUUUGAAACCAAACCUCAGAAACCAAACCACUUGUCUUAAGAGUGACACGGCUUAUUCGGACCAGUUUUUAAUACUUUGAUUGCGUUCUCCAGCUUUAUCAAACUGGGUAGAAAUGGACACUGUGGCAAGGAGGGGAAACAGGGCUGCGUACGCUGGCCUCAGCCUCGAGACCCCUCCGCUCAAAUGUACAGUCUGCACAAAAUGAAUUUAAGCAAAAUGACAAUCCAAAGGUAAGGGGGGAAACCACUCUUGUGUUCCAUAAAGCCUUAAGAGAUAUGUAUACUGAAGGGAACGCAGUAAUGUUCAGCCAGGAAUGGCCAGUGCAGUGGGGCAGCGACAUGCCCCAGCUCCCCUGACAGCAGUGUUGCUACUGCUCUAUGGGGCAGUGCAGGGCUGGGGCUGGGUGGCAGUGACGUGAAGGCAGCAGUAGAGCAAAUCCAGUGUCUCCUUCCUGCAUAGGCCCAACCUGACUGCCAUGCUGCCCCAUCCCAUUAAGGAGCAGCAGAACCACUGCUGUACAAUCAGCCACCUGGCCUUGCUGCCCUGCACUGGCUGCUCCUGCGUUCAGCAUAAUAUGAAGGGAUUUGCAUCCCAGUCAGAGCCGUACUGCCACUGGCACCUCCGCUGAUCAGAAGAGCCACAGAAGAGUGGACACUUCAGACCUGCCUCCGUUUUUGCUCUGUGCUCUCUAAUUUUCCACCUCUCAUUUCAACCUGAAUGUCCCUAGAAGUCUCUGGCAAGUAGUUCACAGUGCUAGCAGACAUUACUGUUUUGCUUCAUGGAUCUAUAGCCAUUCUUCUGUUUCAUUGGAAUCCCAAGCUCAUGUUGAUUUCUGGAGAAUGUUUGAGUGUUCAUCUGCCAUCUUAAACUAUUGAGCUUCAAAAUGCAGAGUGGAAGAUCUUGCACUGGUUUGUAGUUCAGACUAUGGACAUGUCAGGCCUGAUCAAUAUAAAGGCACCACCAAGAAAUAUUAAAUGGGAUGGAGAAAGCCUUUUCAGUCAUUCAGAAUGUUGAACAAAUAUUCAAGCCCAGCUUCCAGACCAGGGGUCAUCAAACUUUUUCAGCAGGGGGCUGGCCCCUGUCCCUCAGACCUUGUGGGUGCCAGACUAUAUUUUGGGGGGGAAAUAAUGAACAAAUUCCUAUGCCCCACAAAUAACCCAGAGAUGCAUUUUAAAUAAAAGGGCACAUUCUACUCAUGUAAAAACGCACUGAUUCCUGGACCGUCCGCAGGCCGAAUUUAGAAGGCAGUUGGGCCGGAUCUGGCCCCCGGGCCUUAGUUUGCCUACCCAUGUUCCAGACCAUGAGAGCAUUGUGCCUGUUGAUCCAAUACACAAACACUAACCCCUCACUUUGCUUAAGUGAACAUAAAGAUGGAUAUGCAACCACAUAGAAGAAGAGAUAUCUCCAUGUGGCUGUGUAUAUAAUAACUUGAUUCAGGUAGGUGUGGGGUGAGUGUGUGUAUCUACAUAAGCAUGUGUGAAUUCUGAGUUGGCCUAAUACAUUUUGCUGCUUGAGGUGAAGGACGAAAUGGUACACCCACGUAUUCUGUGUGCUGAAGGUGACCAGACUGGCAGUAAAAGUACAUGACACACACAACUCUAUCCUCCAACAUUUCACCACUGAGCCUCACCCUCAUAAUCUGCCACCUGAGGCAGCUGCCUCCUUGGGCCUAAUGGUAGAGCUAGCCCUGAUGCUAAAGAGGUCAAUGAAGACAAUAGUCUGAUGUGUAACUUGUGUCACCAGCAAAGGAAUAUUUAGAAUGGGGUGCAGCUUAUAGCGCUUUAUCACCAGGGGUGCUAACUUGAAUAAAAUUCUUGGGGGUGUGUGGAGAUAAUCCCUGCCCCACAAAAUUGAUCACAAGAUGUGGUGCACGCACUCCAUUUGAAUGGCAAUGCCCAUCAACUGGGGAGGAGCUCAAAUAUUUUAUGGGGGGGACGGGACAAAGGGACCUCAGCCCCUAGGAGUUGGCUCCUAUGUUUAUCACUGUUUCAGGAACAACUGGCUGGUAUUGUAGGGAGUACAUUGGCUGACAGAGCAUUGAAAGUCUUUGUACCAAUUGAUUUUGCAAAGAUUUUGAUUGAUCUAAUAAAGAUUACAAUAGAGGUACAAUCAGUUUAGAAUAUUUGACAGUAAUGACUACUUUAUUAAGUGGUUUUUCCAAGAAUAGAAGGAUGUGUUGAUGAUGGUGAAGUGUGCUGUGAAACUCUGACCACUGACAACCUGUUCUGACAUUCGAAUUAAGAGACUUACUCAAAAGAUCUAUUGUUUCACUGUGUUAAUUGUGUAUCAGCUAUGAGGCAAUGGGGCUAACUUUACAUUUAAUAUGUAUUAGGGGAGCCAUAAGUGUUACUUAUAUAUGAUUAUAUAUUAUGAAUACAGAGUUGCAGUUUUGAGUAAUUGAUUUUGUUUUAAUCAUGGUAACAGAAAAGAAUAUUGAUGUAAUGCUUGUAUGUCGAUAAUCUUCUGUAUUGCUGCUUCAUUUUAUCUCCCAUCAAUGCAACUUGACAUAUUUGUUAUGUUGUAUAAUAUGCGCACACACCAUAAUGAAUAUGUUCUACAGAUACCUCCAAUGAGGCCUGAUGCAAUCUUAUGCUCAAAAGUACAUUGCACUGUGUUCAGUGGGUCUUUUUCCUCAGAGAGCAACUGGGGCUGCAAUCACAUGCACAUUUACUGGGAAUAAGAUUCACUGAAUACAACACAGCUUAUUUCUAGUAUGCAUGGGUAGAACUGUGAUGAGAAUAUAUAGCUUUUUUCAGAUAGGGUAUCAACAAAGAAAAAAUAGAUAUCCAUCCCAGGUUCAAAUCCUGAACUGAAAUGACAGUUUCUAGUAUCCCAUUUCAUGCCUUAUCUGUCUCUUAUUUUUUCCUAUUUGCAGACUACUUUACCUACCCAAAAUUCUGGAUCAAACCAAGUGUUAUGCAGAGACUAACCAUGAGGCAUGAUAAUUAAAAUUUCUACACUAUAAUGCAUAUAUUUUGGCUGAUGUCCAGUGCUAAUUAUACUCAUGUUACUCUUGUCCAUUAAUUUCAAUGGGUCUACUCUGGGUAUGUCUUGGAUCCCACCCUUUAUUUGUACACCCUCUUUACAUAGAUUUUAAAAUUUCUGUUUCAUCUAUUCUGAAAACUGAAGUCAUCAUUUGAGUUCAUAGAUUUCAGGCUAAAAUUUUACAUUCAGCUCAAAUAACUAGAGGUUCGUGUCUCAAGAUUUGGUUGCUGCUCAAAUUGGUGUUUGUUUGAAUUGAUAUGAAAGACUUCCUGUGCUGUUGGCUCUGUGAUAGGUAUUUACUGCAUGCAAGGCAUCACAUGAUAAUAUUAUCGUCAUCAGGUGAUGAGCACACAUAUGGAGAUUCACCCUUUCUUCAGGCAUAUUGCCUGACAUGGAAAUCACUCUUCCCUGAGCAGCAUUUUUACCAUCCUGUAAUAGUUUAUCCAUAAGUUUCCCAUAAUACAUACGAGUUCUUCUCCCCUUCCUAGGAUUAACUCAAUUAUGGUAGUCUUUAUCUACAAUAUUAUAUCUAGUGCAUGAACCGUGGGUCAGGAUUCCCAAAAGAUGCAUGAACAAAAGGGGUGUGAGCUUUGACCAGAAAUCUACAGUCCUGCUUUUUGAAUCUAGAUUUAUUGAUCUGAACCAUCCUGCUCUUUAUCUUGAACUUUUUCUGCAGUCCCCUGCAUACUUACCUGGGAGUGAAUCCCAUUUAACUCAAUGGAUCCUUACUUAAACCCAUAUAAGAUUGCUCUGUCGGACAAUUAAAAAAAAAAAAAAACUUAGGUAGGCCCGAUAAUGAUGUUAAUGGGAAAAAAAUGUUUUUCUAAUUACAUCACUGCUGCACAAUAAUUUUUAAAUUGGAGGUUAUAAAGACGAGCGACCAGUAAGUGGUAUUAUACACUUUACAGAGCUUCUAUGCACCAGAUUAAAAAGCCAACAAGACUUUUGGUACAUGACCUAAAGAAAUUAGAAAGAGUUUACGCAGGAAUAAAGUUUGGAAGAUUGUUUUGCGGAUUAUUACUUUCAUUAGUUAUAUAUUGGCUUUGGCUAUAACCGUAAUACAAGCUGUUUUGUCAACAACAGACAGUAACUGUGAUAGCGAUAAGUCCCAGGCGUCUCACAGCAAGAAGUGCUGGACCAGCAUUUGGGGGGAUCAAGCUGUGAAUGAAUAUUUCAGAGGAUUCCCCUGGCUUAAUAGUAUUUACUAAGAACAUGUUCUCCGUACUUUUUCUGGUAAUAUUGACUAUUAUGUUCUGAACUGAUUUUUUUCCUCUUCUUUUUAUUUAUUAUCAUUGUAAUAAAGUUGAUUUUAUAAUGUAACAUUCUUAAUACUGGCCUUUUUUAAAAAAAAAACACCCGACUGCAACACUGAAUAAUCUACCGAUAAGUGUUAUUGAGAGGGUGUUUAUUUAUGACUUUUGCCAGACUGUAAGUUUUCAAUUAUGCGAAACAUUGAACACAUAGUUCUACAUACAAAUGAAUGCAAUUUUCUUGAAAUAAACAUAAAGUCUAUAAAUG
Molecule: messenger RNA, 73655 nt
Organism: Podarcis lilfordi (Lilford's wall lizard)
Lineage: Eukaryota; Metazoa; Chordata; Lepidosauria; Squamata; Lacertidae
Source: the annotation of a GenBank genome assembly